This is a messenger RNA of Coregonus sp. 'balchen', 47562 nucleotides long. NCBI's taxonomy places the organism in Eukaryota, Metazoa, Chordata, Actinopteri, Salmoniformes, Salmonidae. The record is from the annotation of a GenBank genome assembly.
CACAGGUGGCGACUGACAAGGUUGCAGGCAAGCUGAGUUCUACUCUCUCAUGGGUGAAGAAUUCCGUGUCACACACGGUCAGUCAGAUGGCUAGCCAGGUGGCCACCUCGUCUAGCCAGGUGGCAACGGUGCCCUCGUCCCUGCAGACCACCACAGCCACCUCCUCCUCCCCGUCCCCCACGUCGGCAUCGCCCGCUAAGCUCAGCCCAGAUGAACUGGAGCUGCUCGCCAAGCUGGAGGAGCAGAACAGGUGAGCACCAACUAUGAAUUAAUACAUUAAUUAAUCAAUGAAUCAAUCAAUCAAUCAAGCUCUGUCAACAUAUGAAUACAUUUUUGUUCCCUUUCCUCUUUUCAUGUACAACAUUUGCACUGAUUAGACCAGUGACAAAGGCAGUUUUUAUAUCAAUCUUAAUUGUUUAGCAAUGGAAUAACAGCGACAACAGUGACUAACAGUGACAGUGGCUACAAAGGCAUUUUCACAGGGAUCUAAGUAAAAGUAGGCCUACAGCCACACUGUCUGUCCCUGAAGUGUUCAUUAGCUGAAACAAGACGAGUGCAUUUGGACUCAACACACCCCACUGCCACUGCUGCCCCCUCCACUCUCCCCCUUUCUCUCCCUCCUGUGGCUCUCAACCUGCUUUUAUAAGCAGUCUGAGUGUUGACAUGGAAACGAGGAGGCCGGAGAAGUGCAGCAGGGGACUCGCUGAGAUGGGCCCUGGUCAAAGGUAGUGCACUAUAAAGGGAAUAGGUUGCCAUUUGGGACGACGACUCAGUACGGCAAUCUCAAGUGAAGAAGACUGCAGUCAGAGCCCUGUGAGAUGUGGGUGAACUGAUCUGUCUGAAGUGUGAGAGCGAUGCUCGUGGGGUUGAGAUGAUGAGCUGUAGUAGUAGGACACAUGUUGCAGUUAGUAAAGCUAAUACUGGCUGAACUUUCUGCACAGUCUGCUGUGUGGGAGAAGCAGAAGUGAGAAUUAUAUUUGAAUAGGUCUGUUUUCCCUAUGCUUUAUAAAGCUUGUCAAUUUGCAAGGCUCUACAGUGCGAGCAUAAAGUACCACAGUAUGAGUCAUACUACUCAUAAACCUAGCGGUCAAACAAGGAAAUGGUUCCAAUCGUUUUUCCACUUCAUUUUUCCCCAUAGGGGAUUUUAGAAACACUUAAGAUAAGGGCUGUGUUUCGUGUAUGCUUACUCUGGCGUGACGUUUUGAUAACCGUGUAAAUCUCUCUAGGACAAGGUGACCUUUGCGAAUAAAAAUAGUCAAGUCAAGUAUGAGCAUGUGCGAGUUGGGGCUAGAAAAAGUCUGCAGUAACUGUUUUCAAAGUAUUUCUGCUGUUUUGAUUCAUAGCUGCUAAUUGUACAAAUAUAUACGAAUCCUAUAAAGUUUAUUAAAGGCCCUGCCUAUCCUGUGACUGACAAAAAUACCUCAUCUGCCACAGCUCACAAAGACCCUCAUCCUCAUGUCACCCCGAUAAAGAGAGCUCAUCCCGGGACAUUUAGAGCUCUUGUUGCCCCCUUAGAAAAGGCAGUGUUAGGGGUAGGAGGUACAGUCUUGAGGAUCAUCGUGACUGGGGUUUGAAAAUGACUUGUCUACAAAAAUGUUACAUAUUUUUAUCAGAGUUUACAACGUUUGAUAAGCUUAAUCGACUCCCAUAGAAAAGUGGUAUCCUCCGAACCAACACUGUGUCUUUGAAGAAGUUAGAGAAAGUACACAUUCACUGCAGGAAGAAUCUUUCAACAAAAGAAACAACAAAAAAACUGUUGUAUGAUAUCACACUGAUGUUGAUGUUGAAAUUCCUUGUUUCUCCCCUUUUUAAAUACCAAAAUGAAAACGGAUGAGAACAAGAUUUUUCUAUCUUAGUUUUAUGUUUAGGCCUAGUUAUCCUCUCUUUAUGACUGAGCAGGAAGACACUGAUCUGCAGGUGCAGCAAAAAGUAGGUUAUUAUACAUCUGUGAGCGCCGAGGGAGAACUUGUGUACUUUGAGAUCAAUGCAGUAUCAUAGAUACUAAUGUAAUGCAACACACACACACACGCACGCACACACACACACACAGAGAGAAGGGGAAGGCCUUUGUACUGUGUAAGUUGAUAAGACAUUUGAGUUUGAGAGAGACGAGUCCCAGACUCAGUUCAGCCAGUUCAUUAGGCAAAGGCUGGUAGCUUCUCUGGAUCUUCUAACUACACACCAAAGACAUGAAGACGGCACCAUGAGUUUAUCCUGGUAAGCAGCACGAGGAUCCUAGCUUCUCCUUCUAGAUGCCAUGGCUCUCUUCUCAUUACCGAGAGGCCAUAACUGAGGACAAAGUCUAACUGACAUGGAUUAUUUGGCAACAAACCACAUCGUCAGAGCAACUCGUUUAAAUAGUUCCUUUGUAUCCUCUGUUGUUCCUCCAAGGAAUCUCUGUGAUUUUCUUCUCUUACUCUGGGUAUGCCAAAUGUAAUUGAGACUGUACUGGAUCUUUUCAGUAAAUAAAAAUGGUUUGAUGUAUUUUGUUUUGAGCCAUCUGUGAGAACACAGCAUGGAAUGUUUUGUCUACUGGUGAAUUAUUAGCUGAGGAUCAAUGACUAGGCUACAUUGGGAAUUCAGGUUUUCUGUCUGUCACAGUGUGUGCCCAGAAUGAACAGUGUAUCAACAUUUGGAAUAUAUUUCUGAAAAUGACAUAGUAUGAUGAAAUCUACCAAGGAGAGAGGAACAUAUUAAUAUGUGGACGGUUAGUACUUAAUCCAUGGUUGAAAUUGAUUGUUCUUUCCAUAUUCUUUGAUUAGGCCUAGGCUACAUUUGUUGGUUUAGGCCUACAACUCAUAUAGACUUUUUAGGUUAGAGGAAAGUUAAUCGUUACAGGCCAGUGACUAACCUUAUUAAUGACCUCAACAUUCCCUACCCUUCCUGCUUCCACACAGCCUCUUAAGAGCACACUCAGUGUUAUCUUGUAUGUUUGCUAGAAGCCAUAGGCUGCUACUGCAACUUCUUGUCCUGUUAGGAUGGCUAAAGCCUAUAUCUUAGUAGUGUAUUCCCUCACAUCCCAUUAUAGCUGUGAUGACAUUGGGCUCUGCAUUUAGCAACAGCAUUGUCACUUUUUUAGGCCUCUCAUGAUACAUGGUCUGGUAUCUAGCCUACUGCUUUCUAGAUCAGUUGCCAUUGAAAGCAAAGCUCUGUGUUAAUUAAGCAAGCAGCUAUCACUGUUUAAAUGAUUCCCACAACACAAUAUUAUUCAUCUGCAAUAUUUACUACCUUUCCCAAUAUGUUGAAUGUAUGUCCUAACUGUAAAACCCUUGCUGGUGCUGUUCUAGCUGUCCCUGUAACCCAGGCCUACCCUGGCCCCCUUCCUCCUGACCCAAAUAUGGCUGUAACCCUACCCAGUCUGGGAGCACUCCCAGUGAUGUCACCCUGGAGCCAAGAGGCCCAGGCCCUUGUCUUCUUCCGAGAUCAGGUUUCUGAGCCUUUGUGUCCCAGCAUUGGCCAUAGCCUCUUCCCAAAUGGCACCCUAUUCCCUAUGAAGUGCACUACUUUUGACCAGGACUACAUAGGGAAUAGGUUGCCAUUUGGGACAUAACUAUGGGCUCGUCAGCACUGCACUGUAUAGGUUGGGAGGCAUGGUUCCCUCUCACAGCCAUGGGUCCUGUUCAUAUGGCAGAAAACAGACUGAUACAAGGUCAGUCUGCUGUGAACUUAUACAUACUCCUGCAGCUUAUUCUCACUAACCCACUUUUAGGUAUGUUUUCAAUCAAAUAGAUGAGACCAGAUGCCAUGCAGUUAUUUAGGCUGCUUUGUAUUGACCCACAUUACUGUUGACGUGUUAUGGCUUUUUUUAAGGGGUCAUGUUUUGGGUUUAGUACAAAUGUAGGAUCUCAUUGAAGUAAUAGGUAAACAACUGUCUACGUCCACUUUGCUUUCUGUCACUUGGGACACUUGGGACGUUAAUGCAAGUUAAAGGUUCCAUGAAAUAUCAGUCUGACUGAAAAACGUGUUUGGAGUGGACUGUAAAAAUACAGUAGUGACCCUGAUGUAGAUUGAUCAUGAUGGUUGUUCAAGGCUUUACUAUCCAUGUUCAUUACAUUUUUGUUUGAGGAAACUGAAACAGAAGUGCUGUGAAAGGAUGUGUUGUUCUGCCAACGUUUUUAAGAGAUGCACUUUGUCCCUAGUACUGUCUGUAACCCAAUUGACCCUACAUCUAGGGCUCAGAGCUGUGGCGGCAGCAGGCUUUUCUCCCAUCGUCACUGGGGCUGCUGUUGCAGUGGGCUCUCCUUGGCUAUGGCUCUGUCAUAAAGCUGUAAUACAUCUCACUGCAAAUUCUUCCUUCUUGAAUGAGCUUUUCCAUUUUUAGCACUGCGCUAGAAUUUAGUGGCUUCACCGUCUACCAGUGCCAGCACGAUUUGGAUAAAUGUUCAGCAUCUGUUAUUGGGCUACUUGCCUCAAGCAUUUACCCACAGUGUAAAGUAAACACACACUGCUUUCACUGCCCAAAUCAAUGUGUUUCUGAUCCUUUCUACUGUAAACAGUGACUAUAUGUAUUGACACUAAUGAAACGUUUCAGAUUGACAGGUUCCGUGUGUUUGUUCUUUACAUAAAAUUAUCUAUAUCUGUCGUCCAUAAUGUAAUUUGAGCUGCCUUCAUUUCCGAACAUAAAAUGAAAUGUUCUCUCAUUCAGUCCGAACUCCCAACAUAAUGUCUCUCAUUGGAGAUGGUGUAUGCCUGAGUAGAAUGGUUAUGUUGGUUGUGUUUGUCUCUUUAGGUUGCUGGAGACGGACAGUAAGUCACUCCGCUCUGUGAACGGCUCCAGGAGGAACAGCGUCUCCAGCCUGGUGUCCAGCUCCUCUGCCUCCUCCAACCUGUCUCACCUGGAGGAGGACUCUUGGAUUCUCUGGGGACGCAUCGUUAACGAGUGGGAGGACGUCCGCAAGAAGAAUGAGAAGCAGCUCAAGGUGAGUAGUCUCGUGCACCAGACACUUCUGUAAGAGUCAGAGGCAACUCUCUGGAAGAGCCAGUCUCAAUUCACUCCCAACCCCUUGGACCUAACCCCUUCCCCUGUGCCCUAACCAUAACCCCUUCCCCUGUGCCCUAACCAUAACCCCUUCCCCUUGGCCCUACCCCUUCACCCUUCCCAUUGGCCCUAAACCUAACCCCUUCCCCUUAGCCCUACCCCUUCACCCUUCCCCUUGGCCCUAACCCCUUCCCCUUGGCCCUAAACAUAUAGGUGAGAGACUAUGGGUGAAUCUCAAUAAUCUGUGCUUGAUUCCUCUCGUCCUCGCCUGAAUACUUCAGAGUAAAGCAAGAAGAGCAUUGGCGGAGAAGAUACAAGGUUCCUAUGUUCGCUUACUAGCUAGCUACAAGUUGCACAAAUAUUUGUAAUCAUUGAAGUUAGUGAAUACAUUCUGUACAGUACAGCAGUCUCUCUGUUUCCUGGUGUUAAUACUAAACUCAGCAAAAAAAGAAACGUCCCUUUUUCAGGACCCUGUCUUUCGAAGAUAAUUCGUAAAAAUCCAAAUAACUUCACAGAUCUUCAUUGUAAAGGGUUUAAACACUGUUUCCCAUGCUUGUUCAAUUAACCAUAAACAAUUAAUGAACAUGCACCUGUGGAACGGUCGUUAAGACACUAACAGCUUACAGACGGUAGGCAAUUAAGUUCACAGUUAUGAAAACGUAGGACACUAAAGAGGCCUUUCUACUGACAAAAGAAAGAUGCCCAGGGUCCCUGCUCAUCUGCGUGAACGUGCCUUAGGCAUGCUGCAAGUAGGCAUGAGGACUGCAGAUGUGGCCAGGGCAAUAAAUUGCAAUGUCCGUACUGUGAGACGCCUAAGACAGCGCUACAGGGAGACAGGACGGACAGCUGAUCGUCCUCGCAGUGGCAGACCACGGUGUAACAACACCUGCACAGGAUCGGUAUAUCCGAACAUCACACCUGCGGGACAGGUACAGGGUGGCAACAACAAUUGCCCGAGUUACACCAGGAACGCACAAUCCCUCCAUCAGUGCUCAGACUGUCCGCAAUAGCCUGAGAGAGGCUGGACUGAGGGCUUGUAGGCCUGUUGGAAGGCAGGUCCUCACCAGAUAUCACCGGCAACAACGUCGCCUAUGUGCACAAACCCACCGUCACUGGACCAGACAGGACUGGCAAAAAGUGCUCUCACCAGGGGUGAUGGUCGGAUUCGCGUUUAUCGUCGAAGGAAUGAGCGUUAAACCGAGGCCUGUACUCUGGAGCGGGAUCGAUUUGGAGGUGGAGGGUCCGUCAUUGUCUGGGGCGAUGUGUCACAGCAUCAUUGGACUGAGCUUGUUGUCAUUGCAGGCAAUCUCAACGCUGUGCGUUACAGGGAAGACAUCCUCCUCCCUCAUGUGGUACCCUUCCUGCAGGCUCAUCCUGACAUGACCCUCCAGCAUGACAAUGCCACCAGCCAUACUGCUCGUUCUGUGCGUGAUUUCCUGCAAGACAGGAAUGUCAGUGUUCUGCCAUGGCCAGCGAAGAGCCCGGAUCUCAAUCCCAUUGAGCAUGUCUGGGACCUGUUGGAUCGGAGGGUGAGGGCUAGGGCCAUUCCCCCCAGAAAUGUCCGGGAACUUGCAGGUGCCUUGGUGGAAGAGUGGGGUAACAUCUCACAGCAAGAACUGGCAAAUCUGGUGCAGUCCAUGAGGAGGAGAUGCACUGCAGUACUUAAUGCAGCUGGUGGCCACACCAGAUACUGACUGUUACUUUUGAUGUCUCUCACUGACCCUUACUGUUGUUGUCUUGAAUUUACUAUGUGAGUUCUGGUCUAAAUGUAGUCCUGUUAGUGCUCACUGCCAACUGAUUGUGUCUCUCUGGUCGCACAGGGGAAAGUCUGAUUACCCAUGUCAAUGACGUGUCCCUUUUUAUAAUACAUCUGGAUGGUUUCCAGGACCAAGCGUAAACCUGGUCACAGACAAAAAAGCAUGCAAUGUACAGGACUAGGCUUAAUCUGGGUCCAGGAAAUGAGCCCUUAAUGCACAGUUGUAAAUUGGAGGUGCUGUUAUGCAUUAGUUUUGCAUUGUAUGUUAAAGUGGUGGAGAACCUUGCACUGGGCCUCGGCUACAUGACUAGGGGCUGUUACGGUGACCGUAUUACCACAACACAGGCGGUCAUGAGUCAUGAAGGCAGUCAAAUUCCACAUGACCGUUUAGUCACGGUAAUUAGGCUUCUCCAAGCUCUGAAGCUGCUGAUGGUCAUUAGUAGCCUACCAAACUUGCCAACUGCCUGGUACUCUGCACUCUAUUGUCCCUCUAAUCACUCUGACAUCAAUGCAAAUGUAUUUGAAAAUCUAAUCAAACACUUCAUGAGAGCCCAUGAGCUCAUGUUGCGCAACAUUUAUAUAGGCUAUGCAAUUAUGUGAGAAAACAGAGUGAUGGUCUCUAUUAAAAAGAGGUUCUCAUCAGCUUUCUAUAGGCUAGGCCUACUAUAUUUAUGGGCGGCAGGUAGCUUAGUGGUUAAAUCAAAUCAAAUCAAAUCAAAUUUUAUUGGUCACAUGCGCCGAAUACAACAGGUGCAGACAUUACAGUGAAAUGCUUACUUACAGCCCUUAACCAACAGUGCAUUUAUUUUAAACAAAAAAGUAAGAAUAAAACAACAACAAAAAAGUGUUGAGAAAAAAAGAGCAGAAGUAAAAAAUAAAGUGACAGUAGGGAGGCUAUAUAUACAAUAGAAUAAAGUGACAGUAGGGAGGCUAUAUAUACAGGGGGGUACCGUUGCAUAGUCAAUGUGCGGGGGCACCGGCUAGUUGAGGUAGUUGAGGUAAUAUGUACAUGUGGGUAGAGUUAAAGUGACUAUGCAUAAAUACUUAACAGAGUAGCAGCAGCGUAAAAAGGAUGGGGUGGGGGGGCAGUGCAAAUAGUCCGGGUAGCCAUGAUUAGCUGUUCAGGAGUCUUAUGGCUUGGGGGUAGAAGCUGUUGAGAAGUCUUUUGGACCUAGACUUGGCACUCCGGUACCGCUUGCCGUGCGGUAGCAGAGAGAACAGUCUAUGACUAGGGUGACUGGAGUCUUUGACAAUUUUGAGGGCCUUCCUCUGACACCGCCUGGUAUAGAGGUCCUGGAUGGCAGGGAGCUUUGCCCCAGUGAUGUACUGGGCCGUACGCACUACCCUCUGUAGUGCCUUGCGGUCAGAGGCCAAGCAGUUGCCAUACCAGGCGGUGAUGCAACCAGUCAGGAUGCUCUCGAUGGUGCAGCUGUAGAAUUUUUUGAGGAUCUGAGGACCCAUGCCAAAUCUUUUUAGUCUCCUGAGGGGGAAUAGGCUUUGUCGUGCCCUCUUCACGACUGUCUUGGUGUGUUUGGACCAUGAUAGUUCGUUGGUGAUGUGGAUAAGAGCGUUGUGCCAGUAACCGAAAGGUCGCUGGUUCUAAUCCCAGAGCCGACUAGGUGAAAAAAAUCUGUCGACGUGCCCUUGAGCAAGGCACUAAACCCUAAUUGCUCCUGUAAGUCGCUCUGGAUAAGAGCGUCUGCUAAAUGACAAAAAAAUAAAAAUAUUUUCUCUACAUUCCUAAUAUUAACCACAUUGCUUCUCUUUACAACAGGAGUAUAUCCUACCUGGCUGGCAUGAAAAUGAACCACGGGAAAAGCGUCCUCCAUUAGCUAUUUAAGUGCAUAGAUUACAUGUAUUUUUUCCCCUGCCCCUGUUUGAGACAGGUGGAAGAUAAUGGUCCAUUCUAAGUCAAAACAAUUUUCACACAUAUAUUAUUUAGUAUAUAUAAUGAUAAGAUUAAAUCAAGAAUAGUCUGAUGGGUGACAAUAUUAGCCUAUCACUUGUGAAUUAUGCCCAGCGUAAGGCAAGAAACAAUGCCUUUUUUUGCAACUUUUUCUAAUCAUGGUCGCACACCUCAUGUAGCCUAGCCCACAAUGGCCACUGGCUGCAAAAUGCAUGGAUUUUUAUAGGGGGCAUUAUGGACACAAAAAGGGGAUGACGCCGGGAAAUUCGAGGCAUUAUCAAGUGCUUGUCAAAUUGUGAAUAAUAAUAUAAAUAUAAAUAAAUAAUAUAAUAAUAAUAAAAUAAUGAGAGACUGAUGAAGUGUGUACAGCCUGCGCAAAAAAAACUAAGCAGAGCUCAUGCCUUUCAUGCAACUUUUUUCCAAUAAUCAUUAGUCGCAUCAUGCAAAACAUAUAGCCCAACGUUUGGAGAUCAACUAAAGUUACAUGAAUAACUCUAAAUGAAGCAUAUAGGAGUAUCUAUUUAUUUGUUAACCGCUUAACACAGAAUAGCCGCAUGUGCGCACUCCCUCAAAUCGUAUGGAGAAAAAUAUUCACCUUUGUUCAAUUGUAUUCUUCAUACUAUAAAAUAAUGCCACAGAAUUCUAAGCAAAUCUUGUCUGCUAAAUGAACUAGUGUUGCCCACGGCCAUAUGGCAUAGCCAGAUCAGGACCUGACGUAAGGACAACUCAGAGUAUGCUGUUCUGUUCUUCUGAAAUAGACUACAUUUUCUUUAUAUCAUGUUUCUUUAGACCUGUCUAAAAUAAAUAAUGGAUUUAUUGUUAAGGUGUAGGCUAUUUUACAUGGAUUUAUUAUACUGCUGAGUUGACAUUGCUCUCUCCUAUUGACCUAGUCGAGUGUGUUUCAACUUGCAAGGCAGAAGGAGACUACUAAGCAUACUACUUUUCUGUUGCAUCAGAAAACUGAUAUUCUCAAUUUAACUUACUAGCGAAGAAUUAAAUGCAUCAUAUUCUCCCUUUUCCACUAAGGUGCUCCAGAAAAAAAGAUAAGCCUCUUAACAAUGAGCCUGUCGCAGGCUGCGUCCCAACUGCUACACUAUGCCCUACAUACUGUAUUACUUUUGACCAGAGCCUUAGAUGGGGAAUAGGGUGCCAUUUGGGACAUAACACUGAGUGAACACCAACAAUAGACUGAGGAGCUUACAGCAUAGUGUAGUGACAGACAGAGUAAUGGGAGCAGGUCAUUUUCCAGGCGGAUUUGCAGCUGUUUGCGUUAUUCAUGAGUUUCCUCUUGCAUGUGUGUCUGAGUACCAUCCAGUGGAGGGAGUGGGGCUGUGUGUGUGUGUACAUUGUAAGAGUGUGUAUUGUUUCCAUUACAAGGCUGGGACUGUCAAGACUGACCUCAGAGAGAGAGAGCGAAAGAUCCCCUGACCACACACACACUCAAAAGCAUGCAUGCACACAUGGUUGUACGCACACAUACUCACACACAAAAACAACAAGUAGCCUACAGACACUACAACUAUGCACACACACUAACACACACUCCAUCCAGCACCACUGGCCAGUGUUCCCCCUCUGCAGAGGAAAUGUCUUAAUCGAGUCACAUCGGCAGUCAUUUACAAUAACAAAAUUUCACUCUGCAAAAGGCCUCACUGACUAGAUUAUAUUUAGUGGUGGAACAUUGUAUUAUAAUGACUGUGACUGACUGUGGUACAUGCUGUGCUGUGGAGAAAACACACUGGAGCGUAGCAGCACACAGAGACACAUGAUUGUGUUUGCUCUGAACACCACAUUAAAUGUUUUCAUUCUACGUGGAUACCAGUAUGUUCCUAAACACACUCAGAAAACAAGGCCUACAUAUUUUCUGUCAACUCAAAUCAAAUCAAAUUUUAUUUGCCACAUGAGCCGAAUACAACAGGUGUAGACAUUACAGUGAAAUGCUUACAGUGAGGGAAAAAAGUAUUUGAUCCCCUGCUGAUUUUGUACGUUUGCCCACUGACAAAUAAAUAAUCAGUCUAUAAUUUUAAUGGUAGGUUUAUUUGAACAGUGAGAGACAGAAUAACAACAAAAAAAUCCAGAAAACGCAUGUCAAAAAUGUUAUAAAUUGAUUUGCAUUUUAAUGAGGGAAAUAAGUAUUUGACCCCUCUGUAAAACAUGACUUAGUACUUGGUGGCAAAACCCUUGUUGGCAAUCACAGAGGUCAGACGUUUCUUGUAGUUGGCCACCAGGUUUGCACACAUCUCAGGAGGGAUUUUGUCCCACUCCUCUUUGCAGAUCUUCUCCAAGUCAUUAAGGUUUCGAGGCUGACGUUUGGCAACUCGAACCUUCAGCUUCCUUUCUAUGGGAUUAAGGUCUGGAGACUGGCUAGGCCACUCCAGGACCUUAAUGUGCUUCUUCUUGAGCCACUCCGUUGUUGCCUUGGCCGUGUGUUUUGGGUCAUUGUCAUCCACGACCCAUUUUCAAUGCCCUGGCUGAGGGAAGGAGGUUCUCACCCAAGAUUUGACGGUACAUGGCCCCGUCCAUCGUUCCUUUGAUGCGGUGAAGUUGUCCUGUCCCCUUAGCAGAAAAACACCCCCAAAGCAUAAUGUUUCCACCUCCAUGUUUUACAGUGGGGAUGGUGUUCUUGGGGUCAUAGGCAGCAUUCCUCCUCCUCCAAACACGGCGAGUUGAGUUGAUGCCAAAGAGCUCCAUUUUGUUUUCAUCUGACCACAACACUUUCACCCAGUUCUCCUCUGAAUAAUUCAGAUGUUCAUUGGCAAACUUCAGACGGCCCUGUAUAUGUGCUUUCUUGAGCAGGGGGACCUUGCGGGCGCUGCAGGAUUUCAGUCCUUCACGGCGUAGUGUGUUACCAAUUGUUUUCUUGGUGACUAUGGUCCCAGCUGCCUUGAGAUCAUUGACAAGAUCCUCCCGUGUAGUUCUGGGCUGAUUCCUCACCAUUCUCAUAAUCAUUGCAACUCCACGAGGUGAGAACUUGCAUGGAGCCCCAGGCCGAGGGAGAUUGACAGUUCUUUUGUGUUUCUUCCAUUUGCGAAUAAUCGCACCAACUGUUGUCACCUUCUCACCAAGCUGCUUGGCGAUGGUCUUGUAGCCCAUUCCAGCCUUGUGUAGGUCUACAAUCUUGUCCCUGACAUCCUUGGAGAGCUCUUUGGUCUUGGCCAUGGUGGAGAGUUUGGAAUCUGAUUGAUUGCUUCUGUGGACAGGUGUCUUUUAUACAGAUAACAAGCUGAGAUUAGGAGCACUCCCUUUAGGAGCACACUCUUAAUCUCAGCUCGUUACCUGUAUAAAAGACACCUGGGAGCCAGAAAUCUUUCUGAUUGAGAGGGGAUCAAAUACUUUUUUCCCUCACUGUACUUACAAGCCCUUAACCAACAAUGCAUUAAAAAAAUUAAGUUAAGUAAAACAAAUAAAAGCAAAUAACUAAAGAGGAGCAGUAAAAUAAAAUAACAGUAGGGAGGCUAUAUACAGGGGGGUACCGGUGCAGAGUCAAUGUGCGGGGGCACUGGCUAGUCGAGGUAAUUGAGGUAAUAUGUACAUGUGGGUAGAGUUAAAGUGACUAUGCAUAAAUAAUAGACAGAGUAGCAGCAGCGUAAAUUAGGGGGAUUGGGGGGGCAGUGCAAAUAGUCAGGGUAGCCAUGAUUAGCUGUUCAGGAGUCUUAUGGCUUGGGGGUAGAAGCUGUUGAGAAGCCUUUUGGACCUAGACUUGGCGCUCCGGUACCGCUUGCUGUGCGGUAGCAGAGAGAACAGUCUAUGACUAGGGUGGCUGGAGUCUUCGACAAUUUUGAGGGCCUUCCUCUGACACCGCCUGGUAUAGAGGUCCUGGAUGGCAGGAGGCUUGGCCCCAGUGUUGUACUGGGCCGUACGCACUACCCUCUGUAGUGCCUUGUGGUCGGAGGCCGAGCAGUUGCCAUACCAGGCGGUGAUGCAACCAGUCAGGAUGCUCUCGAUGGUGCAGCUGUAUAACUUUUUGAGGAUCUGAGGACCCAUGCCAAAUCUUUUCAGUCUCCUGAGGGGGAAUAGGCUGUUGUCAUGUUACGUUAAUGAUUAGGGAUAGCCUAGUUCAGCAAAACUAUUUAUAUACUUUGAAAGCAAUCUGUAGACAAGGUCGGGUAAACUGAAAACCACACUUUGGUUUAGCCACUGACACCAAUUGGUAAUAUUAGCAUUUUCAAACUAAAGUAAAUACUGAUUUAUAUUUUUGGUCCAUGCUAUCAGGGAUCCUUGGGAUGUCCCUACCCCGUUGAAAUGUAAAAUGGUUAAGGUUAGGUAAGGGUUAUGUUUAGGGUAGGAACGGCCCAAGGAUCCCGAAUAGCACUGACCAAUAUUUUUCUUCUCUCCAAACAGGAUCUGGUCAGAAAAGGGAUCCCCCAUCACUUCCGAGCGAUAGUAUGGCAGUUGCUAUGCAACGCCCAGAACAUGCCUAUCAAAGACCAGUACUCUGAGCUGCUGAAGAUGACAUCACCAUGUGAGAAGCUGAUUCGCCGGGACAUCGCCCGGACGUAUCCUGAGCAUGACUUCUUUAAGGAGGACAGCUUGGGACAGGAAGUACUCUUCAAUGUUAUGAAGGUGAAUGCAUCAUAGGUUGUUUUUUUUAUUACGGAAAAUUCCCACGAGAGAAUCCUCAAACCCGGAACUCUUCAACCAGGAUUUUUGAAAAGUUACCGGAAUUUUGCAACCCUAGUGCUUUGUUUGAAACCUAUACCCGCAACAGAUUGCUUUAGUGUGCUCUGGAGUUGGUUUAGCUGUUAGCGCUGGCGCCUUCAGCACAUACAGGUAACUGCCAAAAUAAUGACAACACUUGAGUAAAUUAGGGAUACAAAGUACUGUAUAUUGAAAGCAGGUGCUUCCACACAGGUGUGGUUCCUGAGUUAAUUAAACAAUUAAUAUCCCAUGCUUAAGGUCAUAUAUAGAAAUGCUGGGCAGGCCAUUAUUUUGGCUACCAUGGCUGUGCCCCCCAUAGGAUGGCAAUGCCCCCAUCCACAGGGCACAAGUAAUAUCUGAAUGGUUUGAUGAGCAUGAAAACGAUGUAAACCAUAUGCCAUGGCCGUCUCAGUCACCAGAUCUCAACCUAGUUGAACACUUAUGGGAGAUUCUGGCGCGGCGUUUGAGACAGCGUUUUCCACCACCAUCAACAAAACACCAAAUGAUAGAAUUUCUUGUGGAAGAAUGGUGUCGCAUCCCUCCAAUAGAGUUCCAGACACUUGUAGAAUCUUGAAGCUGUUCUGGCUCAUGGGAAAGGAGGGAUACCUAGUCAGUUGCACAACUGAAUGCAUUCAAAUGAAAUGUGUCUUCUGCAUUUAACCCAAAGGUGCGGGGGGCUGCCUUAAUCGACAUCCACAUAAUCAGCGCCCGGGGAUAAGUUGUUGUGGGGGUUAACUGCCUUGCUCAAGGGCAGAACAGCAGAUGGUGGCCCACCCUAUUAAGACACUUUAGGUUGGUGUUUCCUUUAUUUUGCCAGUUACCUGUAUAUAAUAUACUUAACUGGAAUGAAUCCUGGUCCUGUCUUUCGACACAUCUUUCCUGUCUGUCUCCUACAAUCUGUCCUAUUAGCCUGGUCCCAGAUCUGUUUGUGCUCUUGGCAGGAUAGCACAAACAGACUGGCAAUCAGUUUACGGUCCUGUCAAUAGAAGAUGAAGAACAAUAUUGCAUUAGAGCUGCUUAUUUUAUUCUUCAACCAGAGGCAGAAUUGUUCAAGAAAAGCUGUUUCUCAAAUAAAAUUCAAUGUAAUUUGUCACAUGCGCUGAACACAACAGGUGUAGACCAACAGGUGUAGACAUUGAAACUCUUUCCCAACGAUGCAUAAAUAAGAAAGAAAAUACACAAUAUAUACAUAAGUAUGUGGACACCCCUUCAAAUUAGUGGAUUCGGCUAUUUCAGCCACACCCGUUGCUGACCGGUGUAUAAAAUUGAGCACACAGCUAUGCAAUCUCCAUAGACAAACAUUGGCAGUAGAAUGACCUUACUGAAGAGCUCAGUGACUUUCAAUGUGGCACCGUCAUAGGAUGCCACCUUUCCAACAAGUCAGUUCGUAACAUUUCUGCCUUGCUAGAGCUGCCCCGGUCAACUGUAAAUGCUGCUAUUGUGAAGUGGAAACGUCUAGGAGCAACAAUGGCUCAGCCGCGAAGUGGUAGGCCACACAAGCUCACAGAACGGGACAGCUUGUCGCGACCGGGAGACCCAUGGGGCGGCGCACAAUUGGCCCAGCGCCGUUCAGGGUAGGGGAGGGUUUGGCCGGCAGGGAUGUUCUUUUCCCAUCGCGCACUAGUGACUCCUGUGGCGGGCCGGGCGCAGUGCACGCUGACUCGGUCGCCAGGUGUACGGUGUUCCCUCCGGCACAUUGGUGCGGCUGGCUUCCGGGUUAAGCGGGCACUGUGUCAAGAAGCAGUGCGGCUAGGUUGGGUUGUGUUUCGGAGGACGCACGACUCGACCUUUGCCUCUCCCGUGUCCAUAUGGGAGUUGCAGCGAUGGGAUAAGACUGUAACUACCAAUUGGAUACCACGAAAUUGGGGAGAAAACGGGGGUAAAAUACCAACAAAAUAAAAGAACGGGACCGCUGAGUGUUGAAGCGAUUUAACAAAUCGUCUGUCCUCGUUUGCAACACUCACGAGUUCCAAACUGCCUCUGGAAGCAACGUCAGCUCAAGAACUGUUCGUCGGCAGCUUCAUGAAAUGGGUGUCCAUGGCCAAGCAGCUGCACACAAGCCUGAGAUCACCAUGCGCAAUGCCAAGCGUCGGCUGGAGUAGUGUAAAGCUCGCCGCCAUUGGACUCUGGAGCAGUGGAAACGCGUUCUCUGGAGUGAUGAAUUACGCUUCACCAUCUGGCAGUCCGAUGGACGAAUCUGGGUUUGGUGGAUGCCAGGAGAACACUACCUGCCCGACUGCGUAGUGCCAACAGUAAAGUUUGGUGGAGGAGGAAUAAUGGUCUGGGGCUGUUUUUCAUGGUUCCGGCUAGGCCCCUUAGUUCCAGUGAAGGGAAAUCUUAACUCUCCAGCAUACAAUGACAUUCUAGACGAUUCUGUGCUUCCAACUUUGUGGCAACAGUUUGGGCAAGGCCCUUUCCUGUUUCAGCAUGACAAUGCCACCAUGCACAAAGCGAGGUCCAUACAGAAAUGGUUUGUCGAGAUCGGUGUGGAAGAACACCUUUGGGAUGAAUUGGAAGACUGGCUUAAUCAGUGCCCAACCUCAUUAAUGCUCUUGUGGCUGAAUGGAAGCAAGUCCACGCAGCAAUGUUCCAACAUCUAGUGGAAAGCCUUCCCAGAAGAGUGGAGGCUGUUAUAGCAGCAAAGGGGGGACCAACGUAUUAAUGCCCAUGAUUUUGGAACAUGUGUCCACAUACCUUUUGUAGUGUAUAUAAAAAAUGGAAACACAAUAGUUCUCAAUACAAUGGAGUUGUACAGUAGGUUCAGGGUGCAGAAUUUAAAUGGAGUCAGUAGCCCUACUUGGUGCUGAAUGCAGGGCUUGAAUGCAGGGCUUGAAUGCAGGGCAUGAAUACAGCUUGAAUACAGGGCAUGAACACAGAUUGAAUACAGGGCAGAAAGUGUUGAGUCCACAGUUACACCUUGAUCCUGGAAAACCGUAGCUGGACAGUUUCUUAUCUAGACCCAGGCUGCGUCCCAAAUGGCACUCUAUCCCCUAUAUAUUGCAUUACUUUUUGUCAAAAGUAGUGCACUAUGUAGGGAAUAGGUUGCCAUUUGGGAAUUGAGUUGCAGCCCCAAGUGCUUAGCUCUCCUCUCAUGACCAUGAUCCGAGGUCACUUCCUGUUCCUGUUGUCGCAGGCCUACUCUCUGGUGGACCGGGAGGUCGGCUACUGUCAGGGAAGUGCUUUCAUCGUCGGACUGCUGCUCAUGCAGGUAAUAAUGAUACUGUCUACCCCCCCCCCACACACACACACACACACACACACACACACACACACACACACACACACACACACACACACACACACACACGCUGUCUACCCCAUAGCCUCACUCACAUAGAAACAUGCUGUGUCAUGGGUCACAUGCAGCCUGCCACUACACACAUUGACAAAGACUCAUUAUAUUGAUCAGAGUACAUUUUCUGAGAGAGAACUGUGUACUGAGAGUUCAUGUGAUUAACUGAUUAAUGUGUAUUUUAUGUAUAUGAGGAAGACAUGUUUUGUUGAUGGUUUAAUUAAAUUGUGAAGUCUCUAAGGGCUGGUUUCCCAGACACAAAUUAAGCCUAGUCCUGGACAAAAAAAACUCAAUUGAAGGGAUAUUUUAGUCUAGGGCUUAAUCUGUGUCCGUGAAAACCGCCCUAAAUCGGUGUGGGUGUGUCUGUCCUCUAGUCUAGAUGGUGUUUGAAGAAGUAUUUUGUUGAAGGUUAAGUAAUCUGCUUGAUGAUCUCUAAGUGUUGUUUGGUGUGUGUCCCUGUCACCAGAUGCCAGAAGAGGAGGCGUUCUGUGUGUUUGUGAAACUGAUGCAGGACUAUAGACUGAGAGAACUGUUCAAACCCAGUAUGGCUGAGCUGGGACUCUGCAUGUACCAGUUUGAGUGUAUGAUCCAGGUAAGACCUGGCGUGGGUUCGAAACACGAUUGAAUGAAUGACAAACCUUUACAGAGCAAUAUUGAUGCACAGUUAGACUGUCCUUAGAAUUUACAUUUUUACAUUUACAUUUUUUAGUCAUUUAGCAGACGCUCUUAUCCAGAGCGACUUACAGUUAGUGAAUACAUAUCUUUUUUUUUUAUACUGGCCCCCCGUGGGAAUCGAGCCCACAACCCUGGCGUUGCAAACGCCAUGCUCUAUCAACUGAGCUACAUCCCUGCCGGCCAUUCCCUCCCCUACCCUGGACAACGCUGGGCCAAUUGUGCGCCGCCCAUGAGUCUCCCGGUCGCGGCCGGCUGCGACAGAGCCUGGAUUCGAACCAGGAUCUCAAAUGGCACAGUUAGCACUGCGAUGCAGUGCCUUAGACCACUGCGCCACUCAGGAGACUUAUGUUAGAAUGUUGAUUUACUGAGACAAUAUCAUGAAUAACAAUUUUAUAUUUAAAAAAAUAGCAGACGCUCUUAUCAUGACAAUCAGUCACUGUCAUGAUGGGUCAUACAAGGCAUUCGGAAAAUAUUCAGACCCUUUGACUUUUUCCACAUUUUGUUACGUUACAGCCUUAUUCUAAAAUCGAUUCAAUUGUUUAUUCCCCUUCAUCAAUCUACACACAAUACCCCAUAAUGACAAAGAAAAAAACAGGUUUUUAGCAAUUUUUGCAAAUGUACAAAAAAAAAACAACUGACCAGAUAAUCUUGUUUUUUAUGGUCUGGCCACUCUACUAUAAAGGCCUGAUUGGUGGAGUGCUGCAGAGAUGGUUGUCCUUCUGGAAGGUUCUCCCAUCUCCACAGAGGAACUCUGGAGCUCAGUCAGAGUGACCAUUGGGUUCUUAGUCACCUCCCUGACCAAUGCUCUUCUCCCCUGAUUGCUCAGUUUGGCCAGGCGGCAAGCUCUAGGAAGAGUCUUUGGUUCCAAACUUCUUCCAUUUAAGAAUGAUGGAGCCCACUGUGUUCUUGGGGACCUUCAAUGCUGCAGACAUUUUUUGGUACUCUUCCCCAGAUCUGUGCCUCGACACAAUCCUGUCUCGGAGCUCUACGGACAAUUCCUUCGACCUCAUGGCUUGGUUUUUGCUCUCCAAAAUGGAAACACAAUAGUUCUCAAUACAAUGGAGUUGUACAGUAGGUUCAUGGUGCAUAAUUUAAAUGGAGUCAGUAGCCCUGCUUGGUGCUGAAUGCAGGGCAUGAAUACAGGGCAUGAAUACAGAUUGAAUACAGGGCAGUCCACAGUUACACCUUGAUCCUGGGAAACCUUAGAUGGACAGUGUCUCAUCUAGACCCAGGCUUAUAUAGACAGGUGUGUGCCUUUCCAAAUCAUGUCCAAUCAAUUGAAUUUACCACAGGUGGACUCCAAUCAAGUUGUAGAAACAUCUCAAGGAUGAUCAAUGGAAACAGGAUGCACCUGAGCUCAAUUUCGAGUCUCAUAGCGAAGGGUCUGAAUACUUAUGUAAAUUCUAAAAACCUGUUUUCACUUUGUCAUUAUGGGGUAUUGUGUGUAGAUUGAUGAGGGGAAAUAUUAUGUAAUAUACAUUUUAGAAUAAGUCUGUAACGUAACAAAAUGUGUAAAAAGUUAUGUGUUUUAAUAUAUUAUUUAUCUCUCUCUCUCUCUCUCUCUCUCUUUCUCCCAACAUCCCCCUCUCUCCUUCAGGAACUUCUCCCAGACCUCCAUGUCCACUUCCAGGCCCAGAGUUUCCACACCUCUAUGUAUGCUUCUUCCUGGUUCCUCACGAUCUUCCUCACCUCAUUCCCUCUCCCUGUUGCCACCAGGAUCUUUGAUAUCUUCAUGUUAGAGGUGAGUCCAGUUAGGUGCAAUCCUCAUCCCUCAACUGUAUACCAAAACAAGUGGCACGGCUGCCAUUUUGCUGAAAACAAAUCUCAGAUUGUAGCUUUAAAGAACAUUUCUGAUUUACUCAUGUUUGACAAUCUACUUCAAGUGAGUCCAGAAUAUAGUUUGUAUUACAGCAAACACAACGGGCUGUGAGUAAAUGCAAGCAAUUGGCACCCUCUGGUGGCCUUGGCCAAAAGGACAUAACGUAAAAUCUUGUGGACUAAAAUUCAAUUUCACCUCGGUAACGCAGUGCAUCUUUUGUCGUAGGGUCUGAAGAUAGUGUUCCGUGUGUUACUAGAUAAUGUAAUGCUAUGAUCAUGCAAUGCUUGUCUCAGGGUCUAGAGAUAGUGUUCCGUGUGGGGCUGGCCAUCCUACAGAUGAACCAGGCAGAACUCAUACAGCUCGAUAUGGAGGGAAUGUUACAGGUAUGACUGAGCAGCCAUAACCAUUGGAAUAACAACUCUGUCUGAGUUAAUGCACACAAUUAUCAAUUCAAUAUACUUUUUUCAUCCCUGAGGGGCAAAUGUUACUAGCAGGCAUAAAAUACAUAAUCUGGUCCCAGAUCUGUUUGUUCUGUCGUGACAAUGACCAUAAGAGUUGGCAUAAACUGAUCUGGGACCAGGCAAUGGGAUACAGAUUGAAAGACAAACACACUUGAAGUUGCUUUAUUUGAGCAUGUCUGUCUGGUACUCACCCAUCGUCUUUCCCUGCUCUGCUGUAGUACUUUCAGAGGGUAAUUCCCCACCAGCUGGAAAGUGGACCAGACAAGGUCAUCCUGGCUGCUUAUAACGUCAAGUACAAUGCCAAGAAGAUGAAGAAGUGAGUAGUACGCUUCUGCUUGCUCUCUGGGGUCUAGGCCGGGUUACUGUAAAAGCACGUCUGUGACAACUGCAGAUGUAAUUGAUUGAUUUGGCCCUUGAGCUGUCAUGGCAACAGUAGUUACUGGAGAUGGAUGCUUGCUGCAAGUACAAGUGGUGCCAGUGCUCUGUAUUGAUGCUGUAUAACUCCUGUUUUCAGGUUAGAAAGGGAAUACACUGCAAUCAAAACUAAGGAGAUGGAGGAGCAGGUGGAGAUUAAGGUGAGUGGUGGAGUUUUUAGUUUGGCCGUAUUACCCAUGCACUCUUAUAGUCAUCACAUCAGUACAGCUCCAUUUGAUCAUUAUAAGCGGUUGAUCACUAUAACCGCCCUCCCUAAGUUGAGUGCACUGUACUUAAAAACCCAGUUGUGUAUGAUGUUUGGAAUAAUGAUCUUUUGUGUGUCCUUGUUUUGCAGAGGUUGCGCACAGAGAACAGACUGCUGAAACAGAGGAUAGACACACUGGAGAAAGUGAGUGAAAAGGAGGAGUUGAAAGAGGUUGUUACAAGUUGAACCGUGGCACUCCUUGCCAUCCUAUGUCAUGACACCAGUCAUAAUAAUAAGCCAUAUUAUACCAGUGGACCCUUGUCGUGGCUAUUCACACAACAAGACCAUAACCCCCCCUACAUACAUUAACCCAUCAAGUACUUGUUCAUGCAUCAUGUGUCUCUCGUUGGUCACUAAAGACACAUGGCAGAGUUGUUGUUACUAACUGGGCUGUGCUGGUGUGGGCUGUCUGUCCAAUGUCCAAUCACUGACGGGGAGAAUGAGUGUUGUCAGUGUGUAUCUUAUUGGAUAAAGGGAUCCUAGUUGGCUUUGGAAUGCAGGUCUUCCAUUGAGAUGCAUGUCUCAGUCUUGAGAUCCACACUCAGGACCAGGUAAGUCAAACUCUAAAACUGUAGCGGGCUGUGGAGCUCCACAAGGCUACAUUCUGGGGCUCUUUGUAAUUCCACCGGACACUAACUAACUAAAGCUGUAACUGUAAUACGCUUGAUGGGACUCACUGUGAGAGUGAUGGUUGUACACUCUAAGAUGAUGCAGAGGAGCACUGCAUGCCAGAGUACACGGCUGCCGUUGUUACGCAUGUUGUUUGGAUCGUCCGCUGUGUUUGUCAGAGCACAAAGAUACAGGCAUUGCCAGGACUGGUCAGAGCACCAGGACGCCAUGAAUGCGGCCUGGGCAGAGGACAGCCUCCGUAUCUGUCCCAAACGACCAGGCUCUGUCUGGGACAUAACCACUCACUCAUAUCACAGUAUCGCUUCAAACAACAGGAUGCAACUUCAUACCCAAAAUAUUAACUGGAAUGACUCAAAAGCUUCUAAAACGUAACCGUGUGGCACGAACCUAAAAAAGCAUGGCUUCAUCUAAACAACUGUUAUUGUGCUGUUUAUGGCUAACUUCUAAUGCUGCUUUUCCUCUUAGCCCUUUUUAGCCUUAUUAUUCUGCUUUGCCUGUCUGAAACUCAUCACCAUGUUGUCUGUCUUACCACCACCACCUAAUUCUAAUUUUUACCCCCCACAACCUUAUCACAGCGACUUAUCAUCACCACCACCCUUGAAGACCAUGUUCCUUUACUACCUCCGAAACUGGCUCAAUUACUAAGACACUAUGGGGCGAAUCCUAACUCCUCCCAUUGACAUCAAUGCAUGCAUGGCUAAGUGAAAAUAAACUGAAGUGGAAGUUAGGAUUUGUCUCAAAUUGUUAAUUAAUUACGUAUAGACUUAAUCGGUUGCCAAAAUGAUGGAGGAAGGACAAUGAAUAUUGAAUUUCCCUUUUAAAACAAAAUCAAGUGUUUUGUCAAUUUAUUUAGGUUAUAACUGUGUGUUAUUUGGUCUCUCUCUUGUGGAUAUUUCUGUUUUGUAGGAAAGUGCUUCCUUGGCAGAUAGAUUGAUCCAGGUAUAAACUUUAUUUUCUCUUCCUUUACCCCCCCACCCACCCCUCACGUUGCACUUUUCACCUCUCAGAUUUCUCUCUAUCUCAACAUAGCUUUUGCAUGCUCAUAAUUUUACCUUUAAAUGAUGGCACAAUAAAUUGUUUUUUGAUUACAGUAUUUUUUAAAUCAAUUAAUGUAAAAUGAGGACAUUGAAAUCAGAUCGCUUUGGCUAAAACUAAUCACCCAUAACAGCAUGCCCAAGUAUCUCGAACCAUGCCAAAAUAUAAAAUGCUUAGAGCUAUCAAUCAGAGUCAACCAAUGAGACUCAAUCAAAAACAUUUGCAGAGAAAUAAAACGGCAUGCGUUUCAAAACUACCAAUCCCACUUUUAUAUAAUCUUUGAUUUGCCCGUCCCUUCCGUCCAUCCCACCCCCGUGGUGCUCCCUGCUCAUCCUACCCCUCGGUUGGUUAUGUCCUAAAGGGACAAGUGACGCGUGCCCAGGAGGCAGAGGAGACCUACCUGGUCAUGCGGGAGCUGGCCACGGUCAGGCAGCAGAGCGGAGAGGCCACAGCUCAGCUGGAGCUAGCACAGAGCACCAUCAGGGAACUCCAGCAGAGACCCCUAUUGGUAAGGAGUAGCACAGUGCUCAAGUUGAAGGUCCAGUAUGGCUCAGUUGGUAGGUGAUCAGGGGCGUCAUGCACCCCACACAUCUGAGGGGGCACAAUGUGAGGAUGGCUGUGAGGAUAAGCUUAAUUCUAUGUAAAAAAUAUGUAUUUUUCUGCAUAUCUAAGCAUACCUCUUGAGCUGUCUGUAUCCUCCUGACUGGUGGUAAUUUUUUUUAAAGAAACAAAAAAUGCUUCUCUGCUAAAAUCUAGGCAAAAGAUUGAAAGGAAUGUGAGUCUUAUUCAGUACAUUUACUAAUUGCUUGCUUUUCUAAAGUCUACCAACCUUGCCAGUAGCAAGCUAGCUAAUCUAACUUGAUUUAUAGUCUGAAAUGGCUUCUUCUUGGUAGCCAGUUAUGAGGUCGGGAGAUAGGUUCCCAAUCUGGGCUAGUUAAAGCCAACUUCAUAUAUUUGAUAGGUGGCUAGUAGUAUUACAGAGAAACAACCAAAAUAUAUUUUUGUAUUUUAUUUUAAACAGGGCAGAUCUGAUGGGGAACGUGCACCUGUGCCGCCUAUGGGCAUGAUGCCUCUGGUGGUGAUGGAAAAGCAAGAGACACAUUUUUAGUAUGUGAAUGUAUGUACUCCCUGUACUGUAAAUUGUUUUGGAUUAAAGCGCCUUCUAAAUGGCACUUAUUACAGUGCCCCCAAUGGGAGGGAGGAUCACCAGGCCUGGCCAAUUGAAAUGUGUACGUUGCUUAGCAACAAAACUGCAGUCAGUGAUGGUGACAGUGGAUAUGGAUUCUCCCUACCUCUCCACUACAGAACACACUCGCUGUCUCGCACUCUCUCACUAUACAUAAUGAUCCUGUUUGCAUGCAUGACUUCAAAUCGGGACAUGCUGUUUGACGCAGUGCAGCUACCUUUUUCAGUCAUUAACAUACUCCCAGGAACGGAUUCAUGAAUUUAUAAGCAUCUGAUGUAUGGGUGUUCAAUGGAUGGUACCCCAGCCAGCAGGACCCUCUCUUGGUGCUGUAUAUCCAUUGGCCAAACAUACCCUUUUAAUAUUGAUAAGGUGAAACAUGUUGAGAUGAUAAUGUCUGCACUGCAGGGAAUGAAGCAGUGUUUUACAUAAUGUGCUGCUAUAUCCAUAAAACAUUUAUAAUGAGUUGGAAGAGGGAAGCUCAUUUGUUGUCCUCUGUGGAAAUCAACAGUGAAAUUGAGAAUAUGUUUUUGAAAGUGAAGUGCCAUACUACUUGGUGUAUUUUAGAGAGGUUGUUAACGGUGAGCAGUUGAACAAGAUACUACAGUACAAUACUACAGUAUGUUUGAUAUACACUACCGGUCAAAAGUUUUAGAACACCUACUCAUUCAAGAGUUUCUUUAUUUUUACAAUUUUCUACAUUGUAGAAUAAUAGUGAAGACAUUAAAACUAUGAAAUAACACAUAUGGAAUCAUGUAGUAACCAAAAGUGUUAAACAAAUCAACAUAUAUUUUAUAUUUGAGAUUCUUCAAAUAGCCACCCUUUGCCUUGAUGACAGCUUUGCACACUCUUGGCAUUCUCUCAACCAACUUCAUGAGGUAGUCACCUGGAAUGCAUUUCAAUUAACAGGUGUGCCUGCUUAAAAGUUAAUUUAAUGCGUUUGAGCCAAUCAGUUGUGUUGUGACAAGGUGGUGGGGGGGGGGGGGGGGGGGGUAUACAGAAGAUAGCCCUAUUUGGUAAAAGACCAAGUCCAUAUCAUGGCAAGAACAGCUCAAAUAAGCAAAGAGAAAUGACAGUCCAUCAUUACUUUAAGACAUGAAGGUCAGUCAAUACGGAACAUUUCAAGAACUUUGAAAGUUUCUUCAAGUGCAGUCGCAAAAACCAUCCAGCGCUAUGAUGAAACUGGCUCUCAUGAGGACUUGUAGUCAUGGCUCUAUGUAGUACUGUGCGCCUCCCUUAGUCUGUUCUGGACUUGGGGACUGUGAAGAGACCUCUGGUGGCAUGUCUUGUGGGGUAUGCAUGGGUGUCUGAGCUGUGUGCCAGUCAUUCAUACAGACAGCUCGGUGCUUUCAACAUGUCAACACCUCUCAGACACAAGCAGUGAUGAAGUAAAUCUCUCCUCCACUUUGAGCCAGGCGAGAUUGCCAUGCAUAUUAUUAUUGUUUGCUCUCUGUGUACAUCCAAGGGCCAGCCGUGCUGACCUGUUUUGAGCCAAUUGCAAUUUUCCUAAGUCCCUCUUUGUGGCACCUGACCACACGACUGAACAGUAGUCCAGGUGCGAUAAAACUAGAGCCUGUAGGACCUGCCUUGUUGAUAGUGCUGUUAAGAAGCUAGAGCAGCGCUUUAUUAUGGACAGACUUCUCCCCAUCUUAGCUACUGUUGUAUCAAUAUGUUUUGACCAUGACAGUUUACAAUCCAGGGUUAAUCCAAGCAAUUUAGUCACCUCAACUUGCUCAAUCUCCACAUUAUUUAUUACAAUAUUUAAUUGAGGUUUGGAGUUUAGUGAAUGAUUUGUUCCAAAUACAAUGCUUUUAGUUCUAGAAAUAUUUAGUACUAACUUAUUCCUUGCCACUCACUCUGAAACUAACUGCAACUCAACUUAAGUGUUGCAGUCAUUUCAGUCGCUGUAGUAGCUGACAUGUAUAGUGUUGAGUCAUCUGCAUACAUAGACACUUUGGCUUUACUCAAAGCCAGUGGCAUGUCAUUAGUAAAUAUUGAAAAAGUAAUGGGCCUAGACAGCUGCCCUGGGGAAUUCCUGAUUCUACCUGGAUUAUGUUGGAGAGGCUUCCAUUAAAGAACACCCUCUGUGUUCUGUUCGACAGGUAACUGUAUCCACAAUAGAGCAGGUGGAGUAAAGCCAUAACACAUACGUUUUUCCAGCAGCAGACUAUGAUCGAUAAUGUCAAAAGCCGCACUGAAGUCUAACAAUACAGCCCCCACAAUCUUUUUAUUAUCAAUUUCUCUCAGCCAAUCAUCAGUCAUUUGUGUAAGUGCUGUGCUUGUUGAAUGUCCUCUAUAAGCAUACUGAAAGUUUGCUGUCAAUUUGUUUACUGUAAAAUAGCAUUGUAUCUGGUCUAACACAAUUUUUUCCAAUAGUUUACUAAGGGUUGGUAUUAGGCUAAUUGGUAGGCUAUUUGAGCCAGUAAAGGGGGCUUUACUAUUCUUAGGUAGCGGAAUGACUUUUGCUUCCCUCCAAGCCUGGGGGCACACACAUUCUAGUAGGCUUAAAUGGAAAAUAUGGCAAAUAGGAGUGGCAAUAUCGUCCACUAUUAUCCUCAGAACCCGGUGGCUUGUCAUUGUUGAUAGACAAUACUUUUUUCAUUUCUUCCACACUCACUUUACGGAAUUCAAAAUUACAAUGUUUGUCUUUCAUAAUUUGGUCAGAUAUACUUGGAUGUGUAGUGUCAGCAAUUGUUGCUGGCAUGUCAUGCCUAAGUUUGCUAAUCUUGCCAAUGAAAAAAUCAUUAAAGUAGUUGACAAUAUCAGUUGGUUUUGUGAUGAAUUUCCCAAAAUUUCAUUUAAGGUGCUCCAAAGCUUUUUACUAUCAUUUUCUAUGUCAUUUAUCUUUGUUUCAUAGUGUAGUUUCUGCUUCUUUUUAUUCAGUUUAGUCACAUGAUUUUUCAAUUUGCAAUAUGUUUGCCAAUCGGUUGUACAGCCAGACUUAUUUGCAAUUCUUUUGCCUCAUCCCUCUCAACCAUACAAUUUUUCAAUUCCUCAUCAAUCCACAGGGAUUGGAAGACCCAGAGUUAUCUCUGCUGCAGAGGAUAAGUUCAUUAGCGUUACCAGCCUCAGAAAUUGCAGCCCAAAUAAAUGCUUCACAGAGUUCAAGUAACAGACACACCUCAACAUCAACUGUUCAGAGGAGACUGUGUGAAUCAGGCCUUCAUGGUUGAAUUGCUGCAAGUAACCACUACUAAAGGACACCAAUAAGAAGAAGAAGAGCUUGCUUGGGCCAAGAAACACGAGCAAUGGACAUUAGACCGGUGGAAAUAUGUCCUUUGGUCUGAAGUCCAAAUUGGAGAUUUUUGGUUCCAACUGCCAUGUCUUUGUGAAACGCGAUGUUAGUGAACGGAUGAUCUCCGCAUGUGUAUUUCCCACCGUAAAGCAUGGAGGAGGAGGUGUUAUGGUGUGGAGGUGCAUUACUGGUGACACUGUCUGUGAUUUAUUUAGAAUUCAAGGCACACUUAACCAGCAUGGCUUCCACAGCAUUCUGCAGCGAUACGCCAUCCCAUCUGGUUUGGGCUUAGUGGGACUAUCAUUUGUUUUUCAACAGGACAAUGACCCAACACACCUCCAGGCUGUGUAAGGGCUAUUUGACCAAGAAGGAGAGUGAUGGAGUGCUGCAUCAGAUGACCUGGCCUUCACAAUCCCCCGACCUCAACCAAAUUGAGAUGGUUUGGGAUGAGUCGGAUGGCAGAGUGAAGGAAAAGCAGCCAACAAGUGCUCAGCAUAUGUGGGAACUCCUUCAAGACUGUUGGAAAAGCAUUCCAGGUGAAGCUGGUUGAGAGAAUGCCAAGAGUGUGCAAAGCUGUCAUCAAGGCAAAGGGUGGCUAAUUGAAGUAUAAAAUAUAUUUUGAUUUGCUUAACACGUUUUUGGUUACUACAUGAUUCCAUAUGUGUUAUUUCAUAGUUUUGAUGUAUUCACUAUUAUUCUACAAUGUAAAAAAUAGUAAAAAUAAAGAAAAACCCUUGAAUGAGUAGGUGUUCUAAAGCUUUUCACUGGUAGUGUAUACCUGAGUGAAAAUGUAUAACACGUGAGGGAAAAAAGCAUUUGAUCCCCUGCUGAUUUUUUACGUUUGCCCACUGACAAAGACAUGAUCAGUCUAUAAUUUUAAUGGAAGGUUUAUUUGAACAGUGAGAGACAGAAUAACAACAACAAAAUCCAGAAAAACGCAUGUAAAAAAUUUAUAAAUUGAUUUGCAUUUGAAUGAGGGAAAUAAGUAUUUGACCCCUCUGCAAAACAUGACUUAGUACUUGGUGGCAAAACCCUUGUUGGCAAUCACAGAGGUCAGACGUUUCUUGUAGUUGGCCAAUAGAUUUGCACACAUCUCAGGAGGGAUUUUGUUCCACUCCUCUUUGCAGAUCUUCUCCAAGUCAUUAAGGUUUCGAGGCUGACGUUUGGCAACUCGAACCUUCAGCUCCCUCCACAGAUUUUCUAUGGGAUUAAGGCCUGGAGACUGGCUAGGCCAGUCCAGGACCUUAAUGUGCUUCUUCUUGAGCCACUCCUUUGUUGCCUUGGCCGUGUGUUUUGGGUCAUUGUCAUGCUGGAAUACCCAUCCACGACCCAUUUUCAAUGCCCUGGCUGAGGGAAGGAGGUUCUCACCCAAGAUUUGACGGUACAUGGCCCCGUCCAUCGUCCCUUUGAUGCGGUGAAGUUGUCCUGCCCCCUUAGCAGAAAAACACCCCCAAAGCAUAAUGUUUCCAUCUCCAUGUUUGAUGGUGGGGAUGGUGUUCUUGGGGUCAUAGGCAGCAUUCCUCCUCCUCCAAACACGGCGAGUUGAGUUGAUGCCAUAUAGCUCGAUUUUGGUCUCAUCUAACCACAACACUUUCACCCAGUUCUCCUCUGAAUCAUUCAGAUGUUCAUUGGCAAACUUCAGAUGGCCCUGUAUAUGUGCUUUCAUGUGCAGGGGGACCUUGCGGGCGCUGCAGGAUUUCAGUUCUUCAUGGCGUAGUGUGUUACCAAUUGUUUUCUUGGUGACUAUGGUCCCAGCUGCCUUGAGAUCAUUGACAAGAUCCUCCCGUGUAGUUCUGGGCUGAUUCCUCACCGUUCUCAUGAUCAUUGCAACUCCACGAGGUGAGAUCUUGCAUGGAGCCCCAGGCCGAGGGAGAUUGACAGUUAUUUUGUGUUUCUUCCAUUUGCGAAUAAUCGCACCAACUGUUGUCACCUUCUCACCAAGCUGCUUGGCGAUGGUCUUGUAGCCCAUUCCAGCCUUGUGUAGGUCUACAAUCUUGUCCCUGACAUCCUUGGAGAGCUCUUUGGUCUUGGCCAUGGUGGAGAGUUUGGAAUCUGAUUGAUUGCUUCUGUGGACAGGUGUCUUUUAUACAGGUAACAAGCUGAGAUUAGGAGCACUCCCUUUAAGAGUGUGCUCCUAAUCUCAGCUCGUUACCUGUAUAAAAGACACCUGGGAGCCAGAAAUCUUUCUGAUUGAGAGGGGGUCAAAUACUUAUUUCCCUCAUUAAAAUGCAAAUCAAUUUAUAACAUUUUUGACAUGUGUUUUUCUGGAUUUUUUUGUUGUUAUUCUGUCUCUCACUGUUCAAAUAAACCUACCAUUAAAAUUAUAGACUGAUCAUUUCUUUGUCAGUGGGCAAACGUACAAAAUCAGCAGGGGAUCAAAUACUUUUUUCCUCACUGUAUAUUGUUAUACAUUACAUAUAUAUUGUUUCGAAACAAUGUGUGUAUUGUAAUGUGAUUUUGAAGUAGGUAGUUAUGAAUUACCAGUUAUUUCAAGAUUCAACACAUUAUUCCCACUCAGACUAACCUUAAGGACACUAUGGGCUGGUUUCCCGGAGUCCGAUAAAGCUCUAGAUCUCUUCCUCACUCUCUCUCUCCUCUUCCUUCCUCUCUCCUCUUCCUUCCUCUCUCCUCUUCCUCUUUCUCCUCCCGCUUCCUCGCUACUGUAGAAGGGCAACCCGCUCUACACAGAGGAGUCCAUCCUGCAGUUGGAGAGAGAGCUGGUUCAGGCCAGGCUAAAGGAGGCUGAGUCCCAGUGUGCCCUCAAGGAGAUGCAAGACAAGAUCCUGGACAUAGAGAAGGUGUGUUAACUGGCUCAGACUGUCUAUCAUCAAUUCACUCACUGUCACAGUGCCUCCUAGUCCCAUACCUCUGUCAGGCAUUCCGUCUGGAAUAGGCAAACAUUGUGGGAUAUUGCAGAUAGAAAUGUCAUGACUAGAGCGGACGUGAUUCCUUUUCUACAUGUAGAGACUAGAGGUUUUUUCUACGUAAUAUAUUUAUAUCUGAAAAUUCCACAAUGUUGUGCCCUGCUGAACGCAUCCCUGGUAUUUUACUGUCCCUCUCCUGGUCCAUGACAUAAGCAUCCUGAAGUUGAGUCUUCUCAGUCAUUGUUUUGGUUGUGUCUGUGUUUCUGUCUGUCCCCCAGAGGAACACGUCCCUGCCAGAUGACACCAACGUGGUGCGGUUGCAGGAGGAGCUGAUAGCAGUGAAGCUGAGAGAGGCUGAAGCUGUGAUGGGGCUGAAGGAACUCAGACAACAGGUCAGAGACCUGGAGGAGCACUGGCAGGUGAGGACGAAAAUCUAUUCUCCACACCGUACACACACAUGGAAGAUUCAAACACACCAACACACUUUCCUUCUGUAGGUCUAUAGUGUAUUGAAACUGAUGAACUUAAAAUACAAUUUGAUAUGAGUGUGACUUGACUAUCUCAGCUGUACCAUGAGUAAUAAUAUAAUAAUAAUAUGCCAUUUAGCAGACGCUUUUAUCCAAAGCGACUUACAGUCGUGCGUGCAUACAUUUUUGUGUAUGGGUGGUCCCGGGGAUCGAACCCACUACCUUGGCGUUACAAGCGCCGUGCUCUACCAGCUGAGCUACAGAGGACCAUGUCCAAGACACAGCACUAAGAGACCCAUAGAUGAUUAAUAUGAUUAUACCGGAUAUAGAUGUUAAAUGUAUUUUUGUCAUCUUGCUCAAUCUCCAUGUGUGUAUGAGUUGAGGACUCAGCUAUUUUAGUUGCAUAACAUCUUUGGUUGACUGCGUGCUUCCCCCCUCUCCCCCUGCUCCUAUAGCGUCACCUGGCGCGUACGGCGGGCCGCUGGAAGGACAGCCCUAGGAAGAAUGCUGUGUCUGAGCUACAGGACGAGCUGAUGAGUGUCAGGCUACGGGAGGCUGAGGCCCAGGCAGAACUCAGAGAGACUCGUCAGAGGAUGAUGGAGCUGGAGACACAGGUCAGUAAGACAGACACAGUUCAGCCUUUGUAGAAAUAUUAGUAGUGUACCAGUUAUGGCUGUCAAAUGAUAAAAAUAAUGGAGUACAUUUUUGAAUUUGCUCAAAAUUGGCCCUAAACAAAGCUUUUCAGUAGGCCUACUCCCUCUUAUCAAUGUUCUUGAAGUUUUAACACUUGUGCACAGCACACACUCUCUCUGUCUCUUUCUCACACACGCACACACACACACAUACACACAGUGUUAAAGCUUCAGGCAUUCUAAAUGAUUGUGACUAUAGGAAAUAAUUACUGGCUCUAUGGGUACAAAGAACAAAGAGCUUUUAAACUUGUCCAGCAAUGUUAUGAAAACACUGUAACCAUCUGUACUGUUCAGAUAACUUUACACACAAAGGCCUCCACAAUCGCCCUCUCGCUGGGCGAGUUCGUUUUGUAUGGCCCGGUGCCCCGGGUGGGCGGAGUUUGUACAUUUUAGGCCAUUCCAUUGGUCUUUAAGUGAAAUCUCCACCCACCUGGGGCACCGGGCCAUAUAAAACGAACUCGCCCACUUGCUCCCGCUCUCUCACACAUCCUCUGUCUCACACACACACACGCACACACACAAUCAUACACACCCCACCUUUGAAGCAACUCUUUGAGAAGCCUAUCCCUUUUCAGUUCUUCCUGUGCCAUCCGCAUUUCUGCAUAGCCUAGUCAGUGGUCCAGUUAUCAGGUUGCUAGUUGGGUAACAUGACUAGAUAGCUAAACAAUGUUUGUUAUCAAAGUAAUUUAAAACGGCCCGCGACAUGCACACGAGUCCGCAGAAAAAAUUAAAAACAUAGCUCCGGUAAUAUUGGGCUUAACUUUGACAUGAUUUUGGUUAGAGGCACAAGGUCUUCAGCGAUGUAAAGGUGCUAGCAUUGACUGUAAUGCUAUGUAUUAUUUAUUACGUUAUUAGCCCAGAAAAUUGUUUGUGUUAUUACAUACAGCCGGGAAGAACUAUUGGCUAUCAGAGCGGCGGUAACUCACCAGCACUACCAGCAUUACGACCAGGAAUACGACUUUCUCGAAGCGGAUCCUUUGUUCGCACCCCCCAGGGCAAUUGAACUGAUUCCAGAGGCCGACCCAAAACAACGCCGGAGGAGAGGUACUUGGAGUGGCCUUCUAGUCCGACUUAGGAGGCGUGCACACCACCCACCGCUUCCGAGUAUAUUACUCGCUAAUGUUCAGUCUCUGGAUAAUAAAGUUGAUGAGCUCAGGGCGAGGGUUUCUUUCCAGAGAGACAUCAGGGAUUGUAACAUCCUCUGUUUCACGGAAACAUGGCUCUCUCGGGAUAUACUGUCCGAGUCGGUCCAGCCAGUUGAGUUCUCAGUUCAUUGCGCAGACAGGAAUAAAUAUCUCUCCGGGAAGCAGAAGGGCGGAGGUGUAUGUUUUAUGAUUAACGACUCAUGGUGUAGUUGUGAUAACAUACAGGAACUCAAGUCAUUUUGUUCAGCCGACCUAGAAUACCUCACAAUCAAAUCAAAUGGUUAUAGUCACAACCGUGUGUAUCCCCACUCAAGCCGAUACCACGACGGCCCUCAAAGAACUUCACUGGACUCUAUACAAACUGGAAACCACAUAUCCUGAGGCUGCAUUUAUUGUAGCUGGGGAUUUUAACAAAGCAAACUUGAGGAAAAGGUUGCUGAAGUUCUAUCAACACAUCGACUUUAGUACUCGCGCUGCUAAAACACUCGACCACUGCUUCUCCAACUUCCGGGAUGCAUACAAGGGCCUCCCCCGGCCCUCCUUUCGGCAAAUCUGACCACGACUCCAUUUUGCUCCUCCCUUCCUAUAGGCAGAAACUCAAACAGGAAGUACCCAUGCAUUCAACGCUGGUCUGACCAAUCGGAAUCCACGCUUCAAGAUUGUUUUGAUCACGCGGACUGGGAUAUUUUCCGGGUAGGUUCAAAUAAUAAUAUCGACGUAUAUACUGAUACGGUGACUGAGUUUAUCAGGAAGUGUAUAGGAGAUGUUGUACCCACUGUGACUAUUAAAACCUACCCUAACCAGAAACCGUGGAUAGAUGGCAGCAUUCGCGCAAACUGAAAGCGCGAAACACCACAUUUAACCACGGCAAGGUGACUGGGAAAAUGGCAGAAUACAAACAGUGUAGUUAUUCCCUCCGCAAUCAAAGAGGCAAAACGUCAGUAUAGGGACAAAGUGGAGUCGCAAUUCAUCGGCUCAGACACGAGGGUCUACAGACAAUCACAGACUACAAAAGGAAAACCAGCCACGUCGGGGACACCGACGUCUUGCUCCCGGACAAGCUAAACACCUUCUUCGCCCGCUUUGAGGAUAAUACAGUACCACCGACGCGGCCUGCUACCAAGGACUGUGGGCUCUCCUUCUCCAUGGCCGACGUCAGCAAGACUUUUAAGCGUGUUAACCCGCGCAUUGGCUGAUGGCCCAGAUGGCAUCCCUAGUCCCGUCCUCAGAGCAUGUGCAGACCAUCUGGCUGGUGUGUUUACAGACAUAUUCAAUCUCUCCCUAUCCCAGUUUGCUGUCCCCACAUGCUUCAAGAUGGCCACCAUUGUCCCUGUACCCAAGAAACCAAAGGUAACUGAACUAAAUGACUAUCGCCCCAUAGCACUCACUUCUGUCAUCAUGAAGUGCUUUGAGAGACUAGUCAAGGAUCAUAUCACCUCUAUCUUACCUGCCACCCUAGAUCCACUUAAAUUUGCUUACCGCCCCAAUAGAUCCACAGACUAUGCAAUUGCCAUCACACUGCACACUGCUCUAUCCCAUCUGGACAAGAGGAAUACCAUUGUAAGAAUGCUGUUCAUUGACUAUAGCUCAGCAUUAAACACCAUAGUACCCUCCAAGCUCAUCAUUAAGCUCUGGGCCCUGGGUCUGAACCCCGCCCUGUGCAACUGGGUCCUGGACUUCCUGACGGGCCUCCCCCAGGUGGUGAAGGUAGGUUACAACACCUCCACUUCGCUGAUCCUCAACACAAGGGUGUGUGCUCAGUCCCCUCCUGUACUCCCUGUUCACCCAUGACUGCAUGGCCAAGCACGCCUCCAACUUAAUCAUCAAGUUUGCAGACGACACAACAGUAGUAGGCUUGAUUACCAAUAAUGACGAGACAGCCUACAGGGAGGAGGUAAGGGCUCUGAGCGUGUGGUGCCAGGAAAAAUAACCUCUCACUCAAUGUCAACAAAACAAAGGAGAUGAUCGUGGACUUCAGGAAACAGCAGAGGGAACACCCCCCUAUCCACAUCGACGCGACCGCAGUGGAGAAGGUGGAAAGAUUCAAGUUCCUCGGCGUACACAUCACUGACAAACUGAAAUGGUCCACCCACAAAGACAGUGUUGUGAAGAAGGCGCAACAUCGCCUCUUCAACCUCAGGAGGCUGAAGAAAUUUGGCUUGGCACCUAGAACCCUCACAAACCUUUACAUAUGUACAAUUGAGAGCAUCCUGUCGGGCUGUAUCACCGCCUGGUACGGCAACUGCACCGCCCGCAACCGCAGGGCUCUCCAGAGGGUGGUGCGGUCUGCCCAACGCAUCACCGGUGGCAAACUACCAGCCCUCCAGGACACUUACAGCACCCGAUGUCACAGGAAGGCCAAAAGGAUCAUCACGGAGAACAACCACCUGAGCCACUGCCUGUUCACCCCGCUAUCGUCCAGAAGGCGAGGUCAGUACAGGUGCAUCAAAGCUGGGACCGAGAGACUGAAAAACAGCUUCUAUCUCAAGGCCAUCAGACUGUUAAAUAGCCUUCACUAGCACAUUAGAGGCUGCUGCUUAUAUACAUAGAUUAGAAAGCACUGGCCACUUUAAUAAAUGGAACACUAGUCACUUUAAUAAUGUUUACAUAUCUUGCAUCACUCAUCUCAUAUGUAUAUACUGUAUUCUAUACUAUUCUACUGUAUCUUAGUCUAUGCCGCUCUGACAUUGCUCGUCCAUAUAUUUAUUGAUAUAUUCUUAAUUCCAUUGCUUUACUUAGAUUUGUGUGUAUUGGGUAUAUGUUGUGAAAUUGUUAGAUAUUACUUGUUAGAUAUUACUGCACUGUUGGAGCUAGAAACACAAGGAUUUCACUACACCCGCAAUAACAUCUGCUAAACUCGUGUAUGUGACCAAUACAUUUGAUUUGAUUUGUUCCUUGUUGUGUUCUGCGCUUGAAAGGGUCCGUGCAGAAAUAUAUGCGCUUAAAAGGUUCCGUUCGGUGAAGAAAUGGAGUCGCGAUUAACGGCAUAAAAAAAUGUUAUGCUGAUAAACAUGUCAUGCAGCCCUAGUACCAAUGAAUCUUCACAUGCAUGUGUGGGAGUAGUCAAAUGGCCUCUUCUAUUGCCUUGUCCAACCACGAGGGGGCAGCAGAGGUACAUAUUCUUAACUGUCAAAGUAUCAGGCGCUCCCAUAAGGAUGUGUUGUAUUCAGAGUUGAAAAGGGCAAACCUUUUCAGUUACUACUUUCUAAUGUAGUAGGUGAACAAUGCCAUUUAGCAGAUACAAGCUAUAGAACUUGCUUUAAAUGGGUUGCCUCUUGUGAUAUAAUAGAAAUGUGUAAUGAGGAAACUGCCCCCUCCCAAUAUUUACCUUCCAUAUCCUUCCCCGCCGGCAGAACCAGAUCCAUAGCAACCAGCUGCGUCGGGCGGAGCAGGAGGGGCGGGGCUUUCAGGAGCGUGUGACUGUGCUGACGGCCCAGAAUAAGGGCCUACACGUUCAGCUGCAGGAGAUCAAACGCAAACAGGCGGAGAUUGAGUGCAAGGUAAGAAAGAGUCUGUCUGCUGUUGGGAUGACUAUAGCCAACCAGGUGAUUGGAUGCUUCUCCACUGAUACCCUAUACACACUUCUGAGUCGAACCAAGCUGAGACAAACUGAGCUGUACUGUGCUGGCCUGGUUAUGCAUCCACCAUAGUAGCGGGAACCAUACCGGAAAGGACAGUGUGAAAAGAAAAUACACUGUUUGGUUUGGGUCGGCAUGAUGGUGUGAAAAGGGUAUGAGUGUAUCAGCCCCACAAUCAGUCAAACUGGAAAUAUUGAAAACCUUGAGUUUGAGUUGUCAAAAUCAUCCUUUAUCUGAUCCAUUGCUUCUUGUUAAAAUCAGAUCUUCAGAGUCCCGGUUCUGAAGAGGGAAGCAGUUUGUUUUGCUUGACAUCUUCAGAUAACAUCUCUGUGCUGUUGAUGUUGUUAAACGUGUGUGUGUGUGUGUGUGUGUGUGUUUUAAACUGCUCUCUGCAGAUCAGCAACACCCCUUGUCUCUCGGGGAUUACUGCAGGAAUCAUACUAAACAACUGUUUCAGAAGGUUCAACAUUUGUGUUAAGUGUAGCACACAAAUGCACCCUGUUGUGACCCUGGGGCUUACAGUAUGUAAUGGCUGUCAACAUGUCUUUAAUAACACUCUCUAGAAACAUUACUUCAGUGGAGGUAAAAGCCAUUUGUUUGUGUGGCAGUUAGCCUAUCUUUUCUACAAUAAAGUCAACUCUGCGCCUCAAAUGGGAGACUCAUGGUGGUGUGCGAAUUAACAUUUCAUUUUCGGUGACACUCUGGCUUGACAUUGUUUGUUCAUUUGUUUGUUUCAGAACAAGGAGGAGGUGAUGGCGGUGAGGCUGAGAGAGGCUGACAACAUCGCUGCCAUGGCCGAGCUGCAGCAACAGAUCUCUGAACUGGAGAUACAGGUACAGUACUUAACCCGGCCUCCCUCCCUCACAGUCACACUAGCUUGGUGCUAGUACUUUUAAUCUAUAUUGACAGUCCUUCAUAGUCCAUGACUAGGCUUAAUUUAUGUCCAGUCCAUAGACUUCUCCUCACCAUAACCCACAGUUCAACACUCCAUACCCACUCCAACAUCUGAGCACACAGGCUAACUCUGAGUGCCUCAACUCUUGACACAGAGACGCCCCAUACGCCUAAAGGAAGGUUUACAGUUUAGAGCCUGUAUCUAUUUUAGUGUUCUUCAUUGAUGUGAGGAAGAAGGUGGGGUAUUUUUAAAGUGACAGUUUACUGCAGAGGUGAAAGGUGUGCCAAGAAACCAUGAUCAUCUCCAGGAAGGACAGUGUGACAUCUUAGUCUGGCAUAUCAUAUCAUAUAUCAUACCAAUCAUGCUCAUGCUUGAUUGGGUACUCUCGGUUAAACCAGAACUAAAAGCGUGUGUAAUUUGUUCAGAUAUUUUCACCUGUGUUUGUCAUCCGUCGAAGCAGUUUAAGCACCGCCUUCGCCCAAUGCUGAUACGUCCAAAUAACCUGAGACGAAAACCCAAGACCCAGAAUUAUACUAUUUCAACUAUAUAUUUGGAGAUUGAGAUCAACCUUUCUCUGAAAUACAGUGGGAAAAAAAAGUAUUUAGUCAGCCACCAAUUGUGCAAGUUCUCCCGCUUAAAAAGAUGAGAGAGGCCUGUAAUUUUCAUCAUACAUCAUACGUCAACUAUGACAGACAAAAUGAGAAAAGAAAAUCCAGAAAAUCACAUUGUAGGAUUUUCUAUGAAUUUAUUUGCAAAUUAUGGUGGAAAAUAAGUAUUUGGUCAAUAACAAAAGUUUCUCAAUACUUUGUUAUAUACCCUUUGUUGACAAUGACACAGGUCAAACGUUUUCUGUAAGUCUUCACAAGGUUUUCACACACUGUUGCUGGUAUUUUGGCCCAUUCCUCCAUGCAGAUCUCCUCUAGAGCAGUGAUGUUUUGGGACUGUCGCUGGGCAACACGGACUUUCAACUCCCUCCAAAUAUUUUCUAUGGGGUUGAGAUCUGGAGACUGGCUAGGCCACUCCAGGACCUUGAAAUGCUUCUUACGAAGCCACUCCUUCGUUGCCCAGGCGGUGUGUUUGGGAUCAUUGUCAUGCUGAAAGACCCAGCCACGUUUCAUCUUCAAUGCCCUUGCUGAUGGAAGGAGGUUUUCACUCAAAAUCUCACAUGGCCCCAUUCAUUCUUUCCUUUAAAUGGAUCAGUCGUCCUGGUCCCUUUGCAGAAAAACAGCCCCAAAGCAUGAUGUUUCCACCCCCAUGCUUCACAGUAGGUAUGGUGUUCUUUGGAUGCAACUCAGCAUUCUUUGUCCUCCAAACACGACGAGUUGAGUUUUUACCAAAAAGUUAUAUUUUGGUUUCAUCUGACCAUAUGACAUUCUCCCAGUCCUCUUCUGGAUCAUCCAAAUGCACUCUAGCAAACUUCAGACGGGCCUGGACAUGUACUGGCUUAAGCAGGGGGACACGUCUGGCACUGCAGGAUUUGAGUCCUUGGCGGCAUAGUGUGUUACUGAUGGUAGGCUUUGUUACUUUGGUCCCAGCUCUCUGCAGGUCAUUCACUAGGUCCCCCCGUGUGGUUCUGGGAUUUUUGCUCACCGUUCUUGUGAUCAUUUUGACCCCACGGGGUGAGAUCUUGCGUGGAGCCCCAGAUCGAGGGAGAUUAUCAGUGGUCUUCCAUUUCCUAAUAAUUGCUCCCACUGUUGAUUUCUUCAAACCAAGCUGCUUACCUAUUGCAGAUUCAGUCUUCCCAGCCUGGUGCAGGUCUACAAUUUUGAUUCUGGUGUCCUUUGACAGCUCUUUGGUCUUGGCCAUAGUGGAGUUUGGAGUGUGACUGUUUGAGGUUGUGGACAGGUGUCUUUUAUACUGAUAACAAGUUCAAACAGGUGCCAUUAAUACAGGUAACGAGUGGAGGACAGAGGAGCCUCUUAAAGAAGAAGUUACAGGUCUGUGAGAGCCAGAAAUCUUGCUUGUUUGUAGGUGACCAAAUACUUAUUUUCCACCAUAAUUUGCUAAUAAAUUCAUUAAUAAAAAAAAAAAUCUGGAUUUUUUUUUCUCAAUUUGUCUGUCAUAGUUGACGUGUACCUAUGAUGAAAAUUACAGGCCUCUCAUCUUUUUAAGUGGGAGAACUUGCGCAAUUGGUGGCUGACUAAAUACUUUUUUUCCCCCACUGUAACUGAACAUCAUUUGUACAGUCAGAAGAAAAUAUGGGUUAGUGUUUAAUGUAUUAGCAGCAGCUAAACAGAUUGUCUGCCAGUAGAAAAUAACCUAUGCAUUUCCUGUGCUAGUGAUUUGUCAGAUUAUUAAAGCCUCGGCGUGUCUCUUCAUAUCAUGCUGCGGUUCCUUAUCUAGUGUGGUGUUGGGGUCGUAUGCGUGUGGAACUAUACACAAUAUAACACUCUGUUAACUCUUAAGAUGCUUUGUAUAAAAGUGUCUGUGCCAAUUGACCAUAUUAUCGUUUUUCUCAUUACGGACAAAUAGCAAAAGUUUGGUUUCUUGAAUAUGAGCUGACUUUAGUCUUUCCAGUGAUAGUACAAUUUCUGUCAUGAGAAGACUGACAGAGAUUGCUUCAGUUCUUUCCAUCAACUCUGAGUCUGAAGAAAUGUUAAUGCAGAAGCUUUGAUGUCUCAGCCCGUCAAGUCAUUGUGUUGGUGUUUCAGAAACGUUCCCAUCACAGGUUAACUAAGUGUCAGACUAUCUGUCUGCUUUCUUCACACUAUUGGCCUACACAUAUACACCCUCUAAUAUACAUUUUAUACCAACAGUUAGCCUAUACCACAGAGUUAACUCAUCAAAACAUUUACAAGAAAUAGACAGCCUUAUAUGCAUUGUUAAGCAUCUUAAAUGUGAUAUUUUGAAGAACACACCAUUUUAAUCAGUGUCAAUUUACUUUUUCAAAACCAACAUCCCUUCCAUACUCACAGUGUAGUCAGGUGUUGUUACUAGGUGCUUCAACAACAACAGUGCAUCAACACCAGCGUUCACCACUACCGAGUACCGCCCCCCUCACUCUCACGUCGUGCUAUGAAACCAUGAUUUGCCUCUGAUGAUAAUCUCAAUCUUCACUAAACUGAGUUACUUUUUAAUCUAGCUGUUUCUGAGUAUGCUGUGCAUUGGAAGCUAAUAGUCUCUGCCAGACAGACAGAACAGGUAUUUUCCCUUCAUAUAACCACUUUGUGUGAGUCAGAGCCCAUGCCAUGUGGUGCCAGUGAUGAACUCUUGGUCUGUGGUUUGGGUACCUGGUUGCAGCUCUUAAGGUUGUGGGUAGAUGGCCUGUCUUACCUUAGCCCUCAGUCGCUCUGGUUAUAGACCCAGGGGUAAGAGUGCAAAAAAGCAAUGACUGAUAAAUUGCUGUCCACUGCAUUUAACACCUCCCAUAAAGAUCCAUAAAAGGUGUCUGAUGGCAUGCUAUAACAUGACAGAGGUUUGCUCUUUGUGAGCUGCGCCACAGUACAAGUUACUUUUUUCCAAAUCGUGAAUAAAGUGGGUACAAUCUCGCUCAACCUUAAACUUGGAGUCUUUGUGUGGUGCGUUAAACCAAUAAACAACGGAGGGUGGUUCACACACAAAAAUAGACAACUUCAGAAAGUCCUUUUUCUGUUUUUUUCUCCAAAUAGGAAUGCAUUAUGUGUAGCUUUAGUAAACUCAUCCAAUGAGUGCCGCCCACUUCUGCCCACUGUACCUUGCAGUGUUUCCCUUACCAUUGUAGUACUCUUACCUUGAAAAAGCCCCUGCGGCGGCCUGCCUACCUGAUAUUCCUCAAACUAAAACGUCAGUAUGGCCCACCUGCACUACUGCCCACUAUUGGAAAGUAUUCACAACACGCCAGUGAUGUCUAUAUUUAUUUAUGUUAUAUUUUCUUGAGGUAAAGAAUUUCACAAUUAUAGGUUCGCAAAGAACUUCCGGUACUAAACUACUGUAAAUAUAUCUGUAUCAAGAGGUAUAGAAAGAGCUCAAUCGAUAAAACUGAAUGUAUAGUCAAAUGGACAUCAGGGUUUUUACAUCCAUCGCUUUUGCAGUAUGAAAGUAGCUGAAUGUAUGUGUGACCCAUGAUAAUACCACAGCUCGGCUAUCUUCUUGUCAAGACAAGAAACCACUUCCUACUGUGAGGCGAAGACAAACUGACAGCUAGAACCAGAGGUGACAUGUUGGAGGCCUAUCUAUGAUUUUGUCAUUCUGCAUGCAUGAUAUGCUUACAGAUUUAGAUGUAUAUUUAGCAGGGGGCUUGAGAAUGUGCUGUUACAAAUUCAGUGGUUAUUAAAGGUUCCUCAUAGUGUUUUCGGACUCCUCUCCUGGUAAUUGUGUCUGCAGUUCUACAUGGUGGUUUGCUUUUACAUUUACAUUACAAAGAAAUGUGUCAUCUCCUUUGUCAUCAUUGCUUUUUGUCAAAAAGUCACAUUUCCUGUCUUAUGGUUUCUAUAGGUGUUUGGGUGUUUGUUUUUAACACUAAUAGAAUUAGUGUAACUAUUGUUAUUGGUAACUAUUGUUUUUUGGAUCGGACAUGAUAUGUCCGAUACGAGAUUGAUUCUGUGCAAUCUAACGCUACUCUACCAUAGCCAUAUAAACCAAGAUUGAUUGUAGAGAGAAAAAGCAUGAGACUGAACACGAGAUCUAACACCACUCUACCAUGGCCAUCUAAACCAUGCUGAAAUGCCCAUCUGUCAGAAUAGAGGGAAACAAGCCACCAUGUCACUAGCCAAAAGCAGUACGACGACAACCUCUGAGAGGUGUGGAAAGGCAAGUUGGCGUUUUUUGGGAUGAGUUUUGUCCUGGAGGUAGUAAAGUAGUACAGUAUAUAGGGAAUAGGGUGCCAUUUGGGAUGCACCCCAUAACUUAAAGACGUUUGAUGUGUCUGGCCACAACCCCUAACCACCUGGUGAUCCACACAGCUGAGUACGAGGACGUCUCGCUAACUGCCUCUCCCUUAUCGCUAGCUCUGUCAGGAGGGAGGCAGGGAUGGAGGAGGGGGGGGACCUCAACAAAAACACAGAUUCCAGGAAGAAUAGCUGCUUUUGUAGAGCUCACAUUGUCAGCUUGUCAGCAGCUUCUCAGGGGCCUAAGCCUACACUCUCAACCCUUACCUGACCACAGGAACUAUGAGUGUCGUAUAUAUUUUGAGGUGUUGGGUCCGACCGAGAUGGUUAACUCACCUCACUACCUCACCUCCCCCCACCCCUGCAUUUAACUUCUUCCCCUUUUUACCCUCUCCUGUUCCUGCGUUGCUGGUUGUGGUUAGCCUGAACCCUUCAGCCUGUGCCGGUGCCCCUCUCUCUCUCUCUCUGCUUAUAAACUCUCCCAGGCUUUAGACAGGAUUGAGUUGAGCUGUGUAUGGGGUAUGUGUGUUUGUCUCCUAUGGCUGCAGCUGUCUGCACUGAGGAGGGUAAACAGCACAUGUGUCAUGUUUGACAGUUAAACAUACGGUAGCUACUAGCCUCAUCCCCAGGGCCCAGAGAGGAUAACAACACAAACGACUAUAGCUACCUUGUGUUAGCUUAGCUAGGUUCCCCCAUUCAUCUAUGGCUUAGUCAACAGCCACUCUCUACAUACUGUAUAUUUUAUGAUGCUUCUGUGAUGCAAGUUUUCCAGUGAUGUGUAGCUAUAGUGUCUCUUGUCUGGUGGUAGUAGUUGUCUCCCUCUCUCUCUUCUACAUUUUUAGUUGAUCUACUGAAUAUUACAACAGUGCAACCCAACCUGGUCUUGUCAAGUUGCCCUUAUAACAAUUCAAGGUUGCCAACAUGUAAAGCAUCCGCGGUGACACAAACUUCUUAUCUCCUCUCCAGUGUUAUGAGUAGCUGAACAAUGAUAAGCUAUGUUUUAAGACGUGUUGUUUUCUGUUUGUUUCUACAGAAAGAAGAAGGGAAGGUCCAGGGCCAGCUGAACAACACCGACUCCAGUCAGUACAUCAGAGACCUGAAGGACCAGAUAGCUGAGCUAAAACAUGAGGUGAGUAGUUACAACAGGGGAAUACUGAACCGGGAGAAAAACAAACACGUUGGUAUCGGUUGUUUUCAGAGACGAUUUUGUUAGUUGAAUUUUUCAUGUGUUUUGCUCAGAUUUGUCUAUUUUGAAGCCAGCUGUAUGUUAGAAGUGUAAACUACGCCCAAAAGCUUCCUGCGCUGAGGGUGUUGAUUUACCAGCACACACCCCUCUCCUCUCACUCUCAUCUUCUAAAAGAUAACCCUAAAACCAACUACUCAACAUACUGAGAGAGGACCCAGAUUGAAUAGAAGAGUCUCAUAAUCUGCUUUUGCUCCUCUGUGUACACCACAGAUAGCUAUUCUCAUCAAUUGCUAGAUCAAGGAUUUAAAGGUUAUGAAUUUCAUCACAGAAAUAGAGGUCUACAGGAUCAGGAACAGAUCGUACAGAUUUGACGGUUUGACUUUGACACUAUCACUUCAGCAGAGUGGGCCAUCUUUGAUCAGAUUAGUGUCCUUCAAAUAAUACAAAGACCUGAUCAGACCUGAAUGAAGGGAUCCCUAGUAGGAUUAUAUGGGCAGACCCUGAUGUACCCUUUUAUUCUGUGUGUGGUGCAUGUGCGUGCAAUAUAUUGUAAUAUGACAUAUGGCACAUGACUCCACUCCAAGAGGCAAAAGAGGAAAGGGAGAAGCAAAUAUUUAAGCAAUAAGGCCCGAUGGGGUGUGGUAUAUGGCCAAUACACCACGGCUAAGGGCUGUUCUUUGCACGACGCAACGCGGAGUGCCCGGAUACAGCCCUUAGCCAUGUUUUAUUGGCCUUAUACCACAAACACCAGAGGUGUCUUAUUGCUAUUAUAAACUGGUUACCAACGUAAUUAGAGCAGUAAAAAUGUUUUGUCAUACCCGUGGUAUACGGUCUGAUAUACCACGGCUGUCAGCCAAUCAGCAUUGAGGGCUCGAACCAGCCAGUUUAUAUAUAUUUACAGUACCAGUCAAAGGUUUGGACAUACCUACUCAUUCAAGGGUUUUUAUUUUAUUUUUACUAUUUUCUACAUUGUAGAAUAAUAGUGAAGACAUCAAAACUAUGAAAUAACACAUGGAAUCAUCUAGUAACCAAAAAAGUGUUAAACAAAUCAAAAAUAUAUUUUAUAUUUGAGAUUCUUCAAAUAGCCAUCCUUUGCCUUGAUGACAGCUUUGCACACUCUUGGCAUUCUCUCAACCAGCUUCACCUGGAAUGCUUUUCCAACAGUCUUGUAGGAGUUCCCACAUAUGCUGAGCACUUAUUGGCUGCUUUUUCUUCACUCUGCUGUCCGACUCAUCCCAAACCAUCUCAAUUGGGUUGAGGUCGGGGGAUUGUGGAGGCCAGGUCAUCUGAUGCAGCACUCCAUCACUCUCCUUCUUGGUAAAAUAGCCCUUACACCGCCUGGAGGUGUGUUGGGUCAUUGUCCUGUUGAAAAACAAAUGAUAGUCCCACUAAGCCCAAACCAGAUAGUAUGACGUAUUGCUGCAGAAUGCUGUGGUAGCCAUGCUGGUUAAGUGUGCCUUGAAUUUUAAAUAAAUCACACAAAAAAAGACAGUGUCACCAGCAAAGCACCCCAACACCAUAACACCUCCUCCUCCAUGCUUUACAGUGGGAACUACACAUGCGAAGAUCAUCCGUUCACCCACACAGCAUCUCACAAAGACACGCGGUUGGAACCAAAAAUCUCCAGUUUGGACUCCAGACCAAAGUACAAAUUUCCACCUGUCUAAUGUCCAUUGCUCGUGUUUCUUGGCCUAAGCAGGUCUCUUCUUCUUAUUGGUGACCUUUUAGUAAUGGUUUCUUUGCAGCAAAUCGACCAUGAAGGCCUGAUUCAUACAGUCUCCUCUGAACAGUUGAUGUUGAGAUGUGUCUGUGACUUGAACUCUGAAGCAUUUAUUUGGGAUGCAAUUUCUGAGGCUGGUAACGCUAAUGAACUUAUCCUCUGCAGCAGAGGUAACUCUGGGUCUUCCAUUCCUGUGGCGGGCCUCAUGAGAGCCAGUUUCAUCAUAGCGCUUGAUGGUUUAUGCUACUGCACUUGAAGAAACUUUCAAAGUUCUUGAAAUGUUCCGUAUUGACUGAACUUCAUGUCUUAAAGUAAUGAUGGACUGUCGUUUCUCUUUGCUUAUUUGAGCUGUUCUUGCCAUAAUAUGGACUUGGUCUUUUACCAAAUAGGGCUAUCUUCUGUAUACCCCCUACCUAGUCACAACACAACUGAUUGGCUCAAACACAUUAAGAAGGAAAGAAAUUCCUCAAAUUAACUUUUAAGAAGGCACACCUGUUAAUUGAAAUGCAUUCCAGGUGACUACCUCAUGAAGCUGGUUGAGAGAAUGCCAAGAGUGUGCAAAGCUGUCCUCAAGGCAAAGGGUGGCUAUUUGAAGAAUCUCAAAUGUAAAAUAUAUUUUGAUUUGUUUAACACCUUUUUGGUUACUACAUGAUUCCAUAUGUGUUAUUUCAUAGUUUUGAUGUCUUCACUAUUAUUCUACAAUGUAAAAAAUAGUAAAAAUAGAGAAAAGCCCUUGAAUGAGUAGGUGUUCUAAAACUUUUGAUGGUAGUGUAUACACCACUCUUAUUGUGAGUAGAGUGGUAGAAAACGCCCCAGAAAAAAAAGAAAUCUAAGAAAAAAGCAACUUUUCUUCCAGCAAAUCAAUGCUUUACAUGGGAGGAUGUAGUCAGAUUUGUACCCUCUCCUAAAAAAAGAGGACAACAAAAGGCUGGUGGCUUGUGUUUAAACUGAGCUGCAUUAAAUCAUGCAGCGUGUCGCUCUGGGUCUCCUAUCCAGACAGUGCAGCCAGUCAGGCAAACAGUCAAGGCAGGCAGUCAGUUAGUCAGACAGUCAGACAGGCAGGCAGUCAGGCAGGCAAACAGUCCGGCAGUCAGUCAGACAGUCAGGCAGUCAGGCAGGCAGUCAGUUAGUCAGACAGGCAGGCAGUCAGUUAGUCAGACAGACAGACAGACAUGCAAGCAGGCAGAGCCAGUCGGUCAGAACAGAAUCCCUCCGCCUGCUCUCCUCUGGGCUGGACUUAGAUAUGCAUUCCAAAUGGCACCUUAUUCCCUUAAUAGUGCACUACAUUUGACCAAUGGCUGUUCAAACAUAGUGCACUGUUAAGGGAAUAGGGUGCCAUUUGGGAGACGUCCAGGGUCGGUGAAGGUGGUCAGGUCAGGGGGUGUUGGAGACGAAGGGGCGGCUGUGAAACUGUGAAUCAUGCUGAUCAUGCUGAUUGAAGCGUUGGUGGUGAGAGGUUCUAAAUGGCCUCAUAGCCAGGAUCUGGGUGUACAAACUCCUCCGCCUGACCCCCACGACCUGAGAGAUCUAAUCCUGGAAAUGCUGCAGUUAGCUGACAAUACUGACUAGACUACUGACAUUUUUUUAUUUGCACACAAAAUAUUAAAUUUGAUUAUAAGAAUCAAAAGACAAAAAAGUAGCAGGAGAGGUAAAAUAAGAGGUGAAUAUGCUAGUUGAUUCCAUUUCUGUCAAUGCAUAAUUAUUAGGCCUAAUUUAUGCAUUUCUUGGUGAUGAUAGAAGAGCAGUAGUGAGACCAAAGGAUCAGAGUAGAUGGACUUGGACCAAGAAGAAAAAGUGACACCACAGUUCAUUUCAAUCACACAUUCUCAUAAGAGAGUAUGGUUUCCAGUCAGCCACAGAGAGUUGAGCUAAACCAAAGUUGACUAAUCUCUCUCAGGAUCAAAAAUAAGAACGGCUCUUGGUUUUUAGCCCGGAUGUUUCUUUGCACACUUGCAUCAGUCAAGUUAACAGAUACAGUAGUUUCUAAUCACUGAUCUGUUUGUCCUUUUUUAACCCUCCCGUUGUCCUCGGAUCAAAAUGACCCGCCACUGUGUUGAACCAACUUUAAAGAAAGUCUCACUGCCUCCUUCUCACAAAUGAUCCAAAAGAAUUUAAAAAAAGGUUGGUUCAACACAGUGGCGGGUCAUUUUGACCCGAGGACAACGGGAGGGUUUUAAAAACAUUUAACAGAAAAAGGACUGGUAUUUGAGAAAAGUGACAAGUAACUAAAGUGUGUCUCUCUCCCUACAUGUCUGUCUUUGCGAGGCAGGCUGACCCAGGUGAGUUCUAGGCAGGGCAGGUGUGGUCCAGACCAAGCUUUUGACCUGACCUCCUUUAACCAUCUUUCACUGGUUUUGCAGCCUAUACCUAAUAUCUGAUGUGCUGUGGGGAUGGGGGGAGCAUGGUCAGUGAAUGAACACAUCAGAGGAGGCUAGUGGGAGGAGCUAUAGGAGGACAGGCUCAUUGUAAUGGCUGAAAUGGAAUAAAUGAAAAGGUAUCAAAUGCAUCAAACAUAUGGAAACAACAUGUUUCACUCAGUUCCAUUUAUUCCAUUCCAGCCAUUACAAUGAGCCCGUCCUCCUAUAGCUCCUCCCACCAGCCGCUUCUGGAACACGUCUACCCAAAUGAGUGUGAACGUGCCAGCUGCAUGUGUUUCGAAAUUAAUCUGUGUCUAAAUUUCAGAAAUUAUGUUUUCAUUGGUGUAGACCUCAUUGUCUUUGUUGUAGUUUGUGUGUGUGAUUUCUAUAAAGAUGAACAACUCUGAUGUUCUCAGGUGCUUCUCUCUUGGCAAUGUAUGGAUGUUUGAUUUAACAAUUCCCACUCAACAGUGUGUUUAUUUACAUGUCCCCAUUAUACAUGACUCUACAUGCUCCUCUUUUAAACGCCUCUCGUCUUUAUCCACAGAACCGCUGCCUAAAAGGCCAGAGGGGGAGCAACAUGUCCAAUCAGCCCGCUUUUGAUGGGAUCCACAUUGUCAAUCACUACAUACCAGACGACGAGUCGUACCACUCCUCGGACGAAGACGCAGGCGUAGGCAAGACCCCCUCCCACCUGGACCAUCAGCACAGCAGCAUCAGCCGCAUCAGGCUGCACCCCUCCCUGGGUCUUGGGGACACUGACAGUGAGGGGGAGGAUGAUGGGGAGGGUCUGGUUCUCUCUGUGCCUCCCACUGGCACCCACAAACACACCACCGUGUGACUGGGUGAUGAGCAACAUCGCUAGAUGCCUGGAGGCUGAUCAGGGCAGUUCUGAUCUGAUACAGUGGGACAGAGGGGCUGUCCAUGGUAGCAAGCCACUCCUCAGGAAAAUGGCGUCUGACUGUCUGUGGGACUCCAAUGUAGGAAGCUUCUUGGAAUGGAAGCUUAGAAUGGAAUGUGUGGUCUUUGUGACGUCGUAGCAGAAUCACACCUGUGGUGGAGUUGGUUGUUUUCUUAGUGUUUUGCAUCAGUCAGUCUGCUUUACUCUUGUUUUGCCAAAACACGCCUGAAAAGGAUCAUAUCAAUGUGUUGCUCUGGUCUGGACCCCAGGCAGGCAGAUCAGAGAAGGACAACAUGGAGGUUCAAGUAGCUUCCUGAGCUCCACGGAGCCAGGCUGACCACCAGGGGAGUGGAUGGGGGUUUACCCCAUCCAAAGUGACCACACCCAGGCAACCAAACUAUGGGCACUCCCUCAGCCCCACAACCAUCCAUGAUACAACAGACACAACAGAGACUGUGCAAUAAAAUGUGUUAUGCUUGAUGAUGACUGACAGUUCUUUCAAUCAGUUUUUAUUUUUUUAUCGCUUUUUUAAGUGAACCAUCAAAAAUGUAUAGAGCCCUUUUGUGUGGGUGUCUCUAUUUAUCAGGAGAGAAUAAUGUACUGAAGAGUGAUGAAUGUCUCUAUUGAACAUGGUUAAUGAGCCCCAGUAUCAAACAGAAACGGUG